Molecule: messenger RNA, 68802 nt
Organism: Podarcis lilfordi (Lilford's wall lizard)
Lineage: Eukaryota; Metazoa; Chordata; Lepidosauria; Squamata; Lacertidae
Source: the annotation of a GenBank genome assembly
GUGGUGCGAGUGCGCCUUGGCAUUCCCCACCCCGGGAAUAAUCCGGCGGAGUCUCGCGGGCCGAGCCGGAGUUGCUGCUGCUGCUGCUGCUCGUCUGGCGGGCGGGCGAGGAAGGGAGCGGGGCCGCCGAGAGCAGCAGCUGCUGCCAGCCCGGGCCCAGGAGGCUUCCUGCCGCCUGGCACCAUGAACACCAUCAAGAACGUGCCGGCGCGGGUGCUGAGCCGCCGAGGGGGGCACAGCCUGGAGGCGGAGAGGGAGCAGUUCGACAAGAACCAGGCAAGGGAUUUCCUGGGGCUGCUUUUUUUUGGGGGGGGUGGCCGGGUGGGGGGCGUGUUUGUGCCCUGGGGGGGGUGGAACUGCAUGGCAGACCUGGAGGUUGCAUCGAAAAGGGGGUGCAGAGUGUGUGUUUGUGUGAGGGAGAGACGGCGCGUGCAUGUGAUUUGAGUGGGGGGCGAGAAGAGAGACACCCCCCGUUGCAUGCAGGCACCUCUCUCUCUCCCCUCCCCCACUUGACCCUGUGCAGGAUCCGUCCUGCUUCCUGCACGGCUGCCCCCCUCCCGCCGCCACCCAGUGAAAUGGAUCCUUUAUCUUGACACACACGACUUCUUCCUUAGCGGGGGGGGGGGGAGUCUUGUCAAUAGGAAACACCCCUCCUGCUUCUCAAAUAUUGAAUGCACCCGGUGUGGGGGGGGGAUGGAGAAGAUCCGUGCACUGCGGGGGUGUCUCCGUAUAGGAUUUGAGGUCGAUUUGCUACGACUAUGCACAGGAUUUGAAACAUGCACGGAAGGUGGGAAGGGAGGGGGCAGGAGAAAGGCAGAGCGCGCGCGGGGGGGGGAUCACCUUGAUCAGAACUAGGUGAGAGAGAAGGAAGGGAGCAGGGAGGGAAUCCUAAGAAUAGCCGGAAUCCCAGAUUUCAUUUAAAAUUAUUAUUAUUAAGGUUGCAGUCCUCGUGGUAGGGAGAGGAAAGAGAAACAAGUCUCCCACAUCCUGGGAGGAGGGCAAGAAAAUUAUUUUUUUCUUCUGAGGUGGCAAAAGGAAAAUUGAGAGGCUAUUCAUUGAAACAUACGGUGUUAAUUACUCAUAAUAAUUUUGUAGCCCUCUUGGUUACAAGGAGGAGAAAGGAGAGCAAUUUUCGCAUGUCUUUGAUGUUGUAAGGGGGAAAAUGCUUCUGAGGAGUCAAAAUAAAAAUUGAGGGGCAUUCAUUGUUGUUCUGCAUGACUGUGAGUUUUUGAAACUUAAAAAUUAACAGAUGCACACGUUUAAAAAAUAGUGUGAGGAGGUAUUGGUUGGAACAGCAUGUGUUUUGGGUAUACAUAAGGCUGAAUCAAGGGUGCUCUCUAAAGAAUGUAUUGGGGAUUGAGUGAUACUUGCAGACAGGAGUUUCCGAGAGGGAGCAAGAGACUGUCUAUCAUGACCCCCAAAUGUAGGUUUGUGAUUGUCAUCCACCUCAGCCCACCUGCAGUCUCCAUGCCCCUCAGCGGCUUGCUUUUUGAAAUAUAGAAUAGUUCAAUCGUCGAACCAUGGAGUUGGAAGGAGCCACAAGGGUCAUCUAGUCCAACCCGUUGCGAUGCAGGAGUCUUUUGCCCAGUGUGGGGCUUGAACCCACAACCCAGAGAUUAAGUCUCUCUUGUGGCAGAAAAGCAUUGGUGUGUGUCUUCCUCUGCUGAGGAUUGGGGUGUCCCCUUGCGCAGCAAUGUGUUAAUCGGUUCUGUGUUUGUCUUAUCCGUGUGUGUAUCGUCCAGGACAUGCAACCCUGAUGGUUUGAGGUGGGAGGCUAGAUUUAUAAUUUCCAAGAAUGACACUUUUCUUUUUUAAAGGGGGAUGGUGAGUGGAACAAACACAAACUUGAGUUGUGAUUUUGACUUUCCCCCCAUUUGUAGUACUUUGCCUCUGGCCUGGCCUGUUUUUUUUGUGUGUGUGUCUGGGGAUAUUACUAAUAGCUUCAGCCUGUACAUUUCUCUUUGACAUUCUUGGGCUAUCGUGUUUGAGGCCGGGGUGCAGCUUCUCAACUUUAGAGGAGGUUCUGGGGUUCCUACAAGCCACACCCUGUGAACCGGAAUUCCUUUCCCCUGGUUCUGACUGGGUAUGUGACUAGUGUUUGUUUCAGUGGUGGUGAGAGGGGAAACAAGGCACUCUGCAGAUGCUCAGAAAUGCUGGUGUUCCUUCCGACAGAGCCUGACAAUUAAAAUAAUGUCUGGGGCCUGAGUCCUUGUCUGUGUGAGAUUCCCAUGGCUUCCUUCGUUGCCUGUAUUGCCCUGUAUGGCCUUUUUGAUGUUCUGUGCAUGUGUAGAUCAGGAAUGUGCACAAUCUCUCUCCUACCCUGUAAUUGAAUUUUGCAUGUAUCUGCGGAUGUGUGUAUGUUCUUACAUACAGUGGUACCUCGGGUUACAUACGCUUCAGGUUACAGACUCCGCUAACCCAGAAAUAGUGCUUCAGGUUAAGAACUUUGCUUCAGGAUGAGAACAGAAAUCGCGUGGCGGCGGUGCGGCAGCAGCAGGAGGCCCCAUUAGCUAAAGUGGUGCUUCAGGUUAAGAACAGUUUCAGGUUAAGUACAGACCUCCGGAACGAAUUAAGUACUUAACCCGAGGUACCACUGUAUAUACUACUGGGAUAAACAAUAUGGAUUUAUAUACGGUUUGGGUAAUGAGAAUUUGUCUAUUGUUUCAGGGUUUGUAGGGCUGAUUCUGUGUAGGUUAUCCUGUGUACACUUUUUUGUGUGUGGCUUUUCCUAGAGACAAACAUCUGGUCCUGUUUCUAUCAUAGGCAGAAGUUGCUUAGUUUUUCUGAAAACAAACAAACAAACAAACAAACCAAUAAUGUUUUGUUAGUUACCUGUGCGGUCUUGAAGAGGAACAUAUUUAUUGAGGCAGAAGUUUGUGCAGCCUGUGCAGGAACCUGAUGAAAUGACCCGUAUUCCACAAAAGCUUCCAACAUGCCAUGUCUUUUCCAUAUUACCCUGCCACAAUGAACCUGCUUCCCCAAUCUGGAGCCUUUUCUGCUGGUCUAGAUCUUUUCCCAUGCCCCAGCUUUAAGGAAACAGGUGUGAAAUAAAGUACAGUGGAGUGCCUCUGAGCAUGUGCAGAGUCCCUUGCCUUCACCAAAGACAGCCUUUCCUCAAACACAUAGAAUGAAGGAAGGCCCCUCUGAGGCAGAUGGCAUCUCAAAGCAACAGGUUCAAGUCACCAGGCAAGAUGGCAACCCUUUUCUCUCUUCCCCUCUCAGUUCCAUAUACAGAAAUGGACCAUUGCUUUUUCUUUCUUUUUUAAAGCGUUUAUUAAUUUUCCAAUAAGAACAUCCAAUUAAUAUAUCAAAUCAAAUCCAAUAAAAAUAAAUAAAAUUAAAAAGUCCAUUUGUCUUCCAAAUUGUAAUAAUUUUUUGUUUUGACAAAUGGGCCAUUGCUUCAACCCUGGCAGCAGGACAUACCUCUGGGACUGGCAGCAGUUUUGAGGGUGCAGAAAGCAAAGGCUGAGGGGCUGUUGAGCUCUGCCCCACCUUUUCUCACAGCAGAGUCGAAACACUUUUAUUUCCUCCUUAGAAACUGUUGGAAGCAACUCCCCUCAUUCCUUGCUAUAUUGGCCCUGCUGGGCCUGGCAGGGGCUGAUGGGAGCUGGAAUCCAACAAAGUCUGGAGCGUUAUAGGGUCUCCAGACGCUCCAAUGUCUCUUCUUAAACUUACAGCCACUGACUUUCAAGGAAGGUCAUUUACGUCCAUUUCCAGGCAGGGAACACCAGUGCUUUUUGGGUGUGAAAUGCGCUGUGUUUAUUGCCUCAAGGUAUCUUGGAAAAUCCUCCCUUGGAAGGAUAGGGAGGGUGCUUUGACAGCCCAGCAAUUUUUCACUGCAGCGCACCUGUACGCCACAGGUACUCAGUGAACAGCCUGUGUUGACUCUGUCCCUGUACGUGUGUGUGUGUGUGUGAUUCAGUGUGUGUUUCUGAGCGUCGAGGAGAAAUAGCGAGAGUGUUUUUGGGCAAAUGUCAGGAAGUGUGCGUGUGUGUCUUCCUUGAAACUCCCAUCUUCAGUUGUCAAAAAUGAACACUGGAAACACUUUUUCCUUCCUGGGUGUUUCUUUUCCAUUUGUUGUGCAGUUUCUCUUUCCCUUUCUCACAUAUGUUAUGGUCCCAGAAACCUCUCUUGCUUCCUAGUUCGUCUGGUCUUGAUUCCAGUUUGGCAUUCUCCAAGACUGGAGAGGUGAAGAGUUUGUCGAAGGUUCUGUCAUUGGGGCCCAGUUAAGCGGUGUACUUAUUGAACCCCAUAGCCUUGCUUUGAACAGUUGGGUGGCACAGGUGUUUUGCAUUUUUUUAAAAAUCAAUUUACAUACACUUUUUUUAAUUAGCUGCUUUCUUUGUAACAAAUUGGCUGCCCUCUUUUUAGGAGAUGAGAAUAAUUUAUAUUUCAUGCAUAAACCUCUGGGCAAAAAACCAACUCUUACCCAGUUAUUUAUUGCUUUUAUAGUCUACCUUUUCCUCAGUGAGUUCAAGGGAACCUAAUUAGUUCUUUCUAUGCCCUUAGAAUCUUUGCAACAACCCUGUGAGGUAGGAUAGGUCGAGAGAGACAGGCCUAGUUUCCACAGAACACUAAGCCAUGUUUAAUGCUAACCAUAGUUAAUAAACAUUUGUUAAACCUGGGACUCCUGGCAGUCAGUCACUUAAACCUCAUUUCAUGAACCCUUCCCCCAUUAAAGCAGACACAAGCCAGGAAGAUCCACUCUUCAGCCAUGGCUUGGCUGCUUUUGGGUGGUGACGGUUAUUUAUAUAGGAGGUUCAGGUUCGUACCUCUAAACUCUGGUUAACUGAGGUUUGCAAACCAGCUGGGUUAGGUUCUCACUUAAUGCUAAGCCACGGUUUGCAAAAACAUAGUUUGGUGCUCUGUACAAAUCUUUUUUUAUAUGUAUAUACCUUUUUACAAAACAGGCCAGUCAUUGGCUUAAGGUUCCCAAGUUAGCUUCAUGGCUGAGUGAGAAAUGGAACCCUGUUCCUCUGCACUGGGACUCAGGGGUGUGGGUGUGUGAGAUAUGGCUGAUCUCGAGCCGCUGUUGAUGGGCCUGUCUGUGCAAAUGAUAUGCAAAUGAUGCAAGUUAUUCAAAUAGCAAAUUGUCCACAGCCCUAUAGCUUUCAGAGUGGUAGUUCUGGGUGUCAAGGAGGUUGUCUGUUGAAGCUGCAUUAUGGUUCUGGGUGGUGAUGAAGUCCUGGUAAUGAUUUGCUGACCUGCUCUGAUGUCAGAGAAGGACAAAAGAAGGAGGGCCAUCAGACACCAGGAUCCUAGGAAACAAAGAGCGGAAGAUGAGUGUAUACACAGGAACAAAGGUAAGAGGAGAAGAUCAGAGCGAAGAAAAUGAGGGGGUGAUUUUGCUGACCUAUGCUUACAGCUUUGGGCCUCUGGUGAUAACAGUAGAUAUUUAAAGUUUAAAAUGUGCUGCUUUCGUCUGCCACCUUUGAGCCCCAUUUAGUCACUGAGUAAAUUGCCAUCAUGUCACGAAAUCUUUACAAACAAACAUUUAAGGAGGAUGAUUUUGACAGGAAGAUUAAAAUCAGUGCAGCUGCUGCAAAGGAAGCAGAGCAUUCAUCUGGCAGGGUGAAAACCUUGCAUGGGGCCUAGAGAUGGAAGGGACAGGGUGCUCAAAGAGAAAACUAAGGAAUAUGGCGUGCCUGUAAGGCCAGGAGAAAGAUGGACUUAAAAAAAUAAAGUAUUGGUCAGCAACUGAAGUCACCUGUUCUAGAUGUGGCCCACCACGUCACCCCUUUGUUGAUACCUGAGAGGUGAAAGAGAGUUGCCAAUAUAGUGGCAUCUGUGGCAACAGCCACCUGAGGGUGCCCCUAUGGAAAUUGGAAGUUGAGGCCUUGGUCUUUCAGCCCAACUCCAUUGUUGAAGUGGUUCUCUGAGAAUGAGCACACAUGGCAGUCAGGGCAGCUAUCAAGACAGACAACUGGUCCAUCUUACUAGCCCAAAACUGAUGACCCCCCACGUCCAGGGGUUCUGCAAGAUCUCAACCACACAUGCAUCUUUCUCAGCCCUCUCGCGAGCAAAUCGGCUUGAGCUGGAGUGACCUAGAGCUUUCCACGUUCAAAAUGUGUUCUCUCUACUGAGUCCCUGUAGUUGCUGACCAGGGAGCAGCAGAGAGAUGAAGAAGAAGCUGAAUGCUUAUAGGCUGUAAGGAAGCUGGGGGAAUUGGGGUGUGAGGGCAUAUGCAGGGUGCUUUGGGGCAAUAACGGCCUGCGGAGGGUCGCGAGGAUCAAAUAUUCUGUUCUUAAUUGCUUCUUAGAACGAAUCCAUCCCCGCUGAGCAAAUCUGGAUUUAUUCAUCUGUUACAAUUAGCAUUUUAAAAUACCCAUGUGAGUCUGGAAGAUUUGGGUUUCUCUGGGAAGAUCUUCUGCCUGUGGGGUUUAUUAACUGAAGUCCAAGGUAGUUGCUAGAUUUGAGUAAUGGAAGCAGUGGGCAGAGGGGGAUAUGUGUUGCCGAUUGGUAACUGUUUCCUUAAAUACCUAUUCACUUGGAAGUAGGGAAGAGGGGUUUGAUUCACUUCUCAUUUAAACGUGAACCUACCUUAUAUGCUGUUUUCAGAACAAUACAGGAACUGAAAUGCAGGCACCUUUCAAAAUCUGCUCUUCUCUGAAUUUUUCAGUGCUGUUCUGCACCCAAGGAAUGUGUAUCAAAAUGCAUAUACAGUGGUAUCUUGGGUUACAGACGCUUCAGAUUACAGACUCCGCUAACCCAGAAAUAGUACCUUGGGUUAAGAACUUAGCUUCAGGAUGAGAACAGAAAUUGCGCACCAGCAGUGCAGUGGCAGUGGGAGGCCCCAUUAGCUAAAGUGGUACCUCGGGUUAAGAACAGUUUCAGGUUAAGAAUGGAGCUCCAGAACGAAUUAAGUUCUUAACCCGAGGUACCAUUGUACUAGGACACAGUUUGCACCAACAAACAUAUAUCACUGAAAAUAACAUACAAGUAUGCAUUAUAUUAGGAGAAAGGGCAUACCAAAACUUGCAUGUUAUGAAAAUUCAUCAGCAAAUUUCUCCUGAGGAUUUAAAAAUAUGUAUGUUUUCAAACUGAUGUGAAAAUGUGGAGAACUGAACCUCAAGACAGGAAACAUAAGGAACGUAGAGAAAUCUAAAUGGAGAGAUUUGCCCCACCCUGCGUGGAUGUAUACAGUCCUUGUCUCCCUGCGAAUAACUACCCUGCCUUGUCUGCCUGUCCCCCUCCGGUUUUGAAAUGCGGAGAAGAUUUAGGAGUCGUAAUACAGUGGACAAUCUCCUUCAUCCCAACCCAGUUUAUCUGCUACUACAAACAUGCCUCCAGUGUUUGCGGAGAAGGGAUUAGAAAGUUUUAUGGCAGUGUGCUAAGAAGGGAGAAAAGAAGUGGAAUCUCUCCCAGCUGAGAAAGCCCUCUGAAGGUUACAGAAACAGCAGCCCUGGCAGCAAAGAAUGCUGAGAUGGCGGUUUGUUUGCCACACGCCCAAAGCACAAUUCGGGCAAAUCCCUGCCCUCCCACUGACCUGACUGCUAUUGCAGUUCAUAACCCUGGCUGGAGAUGAGGAAAUCUCAGCUGUUUUUGUCCCAGCAACAUAUUAAAAGAUGUUGUAUGGAUUUUAUGGACGUAAGAGUAAUCGGCAGUUUAUAAGCUUCAGGCACAAUCUGGCUGGAAGCUUUCCUGGAAAAGGUCUAUUAAAAUGAAUGGUGGAUUCCUGAUGGACUUUUAUCCAUAAGCCACAUUGAGUCACUAUCAAAGAAAAAGCUUGAGUACAAAUAAAUGUAUAACAACAACAGCUCCCUGCCAACACACAGGUAUUUCAAUCCUGCUUGAUUUGGGUAUGCAAGCAAGUUUCCUGCGUACUCAAACUGAGCAGAAAGCAGGAUUGAACUCUCUGCUCAUCGUCAUCUUAUGGGCAGAGAGGUCAAUCCUUCUCAGGACUAUCCCCCCUACUCUCCUUGGGCCACCUUGGACAAGAUAGUGUGAUAGGAAUUUUAUGGUUUUAGAUAUAUGGCAACGUUCAUAACCACACGUACAUAGAUCAGCACAGGAAAGCCAACCUGGAACCAUUUUGAUUCCUAAACUGAGCAAAUGUUUCUCUGCAUGGUAAAAAUGGAAAAGCCUCCCCAUUGUCUCUUUCCUCACAAAUCGUGUCUCAAUGAUAUGUCUGUAUGAAUAAGGUGUGAGCCUGUGACCUGGCCCAGGAAAUAAGUAUUUUACCACUACAAAAGAAUGGCCAGGCUCCCCAGGCAAUCCAAUCAAGUAACUUGCCAGACAGGAGAUAAACUGUGACAGGAGAAAAACAACAUUUAAAUUUCUGUGAUGUAGGUGGGAUGUAUCUGAGGGGUGGUCUUAGGUUACACCCUUCUGUGAUGUAUGCAUAAUGUUUCUGGGGGUGGUCUUGAUCUAGAGGAUGGGAAUUUCAAAAGUCUUUAUAAGCCCUGCAUAGCAUGUUGGGGGUCCUCUUCCUCUCCUGCGUGUGAGGGGAGCACCCUGUUGCAACAGAUCAAUAAAGAUCAAGCUUACUAGCUGCUUUGCUUCUCAAUAUUCUCUGGUUGGCCUCUGUUAUUUUCUCCUACCAAUAGGGAACCUAUGUAAGGACUCUAUAUGGGCUCUUGGAUACCCCAUAAGGGAAAAGGGCAUAUUUUUAUUUACAACAAUAGUCAUUUGAUGCCUUUAUGACAUCAGAAGAGUGAUAGAUUUGACCCCCUCUCUAGGGCAUUAGAGGAGAAUCUUUCCCAGCCAUAUUUUGAGAUGCCAGAGGUUGAAUCUGGGUCUUUUGCAUGCAAAGCAUGCACUCUGCUGCUGAGCUUGGCCUCCCCAGCAAAAUGCACAAUUUUAAAAUGCAGUGGAGCAGGAUAUAAAUUAAGCAAAUUAUGUAAAACAGAGCAUGCAAGGGAUAGCACUGGGAAUCCCAGGAGCAGAUUUGUCCCUAUGAGUGCUGCAGCUCCUACCUGCUUGGCCUCAUUACAAGGCCAAAAGAAGUGUGGAGAAAACUGAUUACUGAACUGGUAGGCUGCUUUGGCUAGUAGGGUUGACAUGUAAGAUCCCUGACCUGUGAGCUCAUCCUCCAUGGCUAGUAAAAUAUCUACCAUGGAACAGGGACAGGCUGCCAGUCUCUUACUUUCUGAGAGAGGAGAACCUGCUGCCAACGUCAGAGGUGGAGCACAAGUUACAGGCAAAUUUGAGGGGACGAGGUCUAACCACCACUACUAAUAAUAAUCUGUAAUAAUACUAAUACUACUCUGCCCACCUGGCUGGGUUUUCCCAGCCACUCUGGGUGGCUUCCAUCACAUAUAAAAACAUAAUAAAACAUCAAACAUUAAAAACUUCCUGAUAAAGGGUUGCCUUUAGAUGACUUCUAAAAGUUGUAUAGUUAUUUAUCUCCUCAACAUCUGGUGCGAGGGCGUUCCACAGGGAGGGCACCGCUACUGAGAAGGUCCUCUGGCUGGUUCCAUAGCUUUCAACUCAAACCAAAACUGGCCCAAGCAAUUAUUUUUGUCACACCAGCAGCAUUAUUUGGAAAGCCUAAGCUAAAAACGGAGGGACACAGGUGGCGCUGUGGGUUAAACCACAGAGCCUAGGACUUGCCGAUCAGAAGGUCGGCGGUUCAAAUCCCCGCGAUGGGGUGAGCUCCUGUUUCUUGGUCCCUGCUCCUGCCAACCUAGCAGUUCGAAAGCAUGUCAAAGUGCAAGUAGAUAAAUAGGUACCGCUCCGGCGGGAAGGUAAACGGCGUUUCCGUGCACUGCUCUGGUUCGCCAGAAGCGGCUUAAUCAGGCUGGCCACAUGACCCGGAAGCUGUACGCCGGCUCCCUCAGCCAAUAAAGCGAGAUGAGCACCGCAACCCCAGAGUCGGUCACAACUGGGCCUAAUGGUCGGGGGUCCCUUUACCUCUAAGCUAAAAACAAACCUGUUUGCUCCCUUAUUCAUCUCUGUUGUUGGUUCUCCCCACUGUGACCAUGAGGACUAUAGGCUUUCAUUGAUGCAUACUGAAAUCUGUGAUUCUCGUGGUUUUUACGUUAGCUGGUUUAGUGCUGGAAUGGCAAAGCUGCAGAAAAGUUAUAAUAAUAAUUUUAAAAACUAUGAAUUCAGCCUAGAUUGGGUGGCUACUGUCUGCCAGAGUUACCCUGGAGACUGCCAGUCACAGCAGACGGUAUUGGGCCCCAAUGGACUAAUGGUCUGACUCAGUUUGAGGCAGUUUCCGGUGCUUGUAACUAGUACAACCUGCUGAAGACUAGAACUCGCAGCUGCUGAAGAAUGUAACUCAGCACGUGAGUUAACCUCUGUACUCUUUGCAAGCUUCUUAGUCCGCAAACGUUGUGCAAUGUUUCGUUAUUUGGAAAUGGUAUCUAUGAGCUAAGCAUUGCUCAUUGGUUCUCCUUCACCCCUGUGCCUGUCGCUUAGUGUGCACACACAACUAGGUUUUCCAUAAUUGCAGGUCUAGUCAGUCUUAAUUGUACCUGUUUUAACGGCAGGAAGGCUGGGUGUUGUGGGGGGCGGGGAGACACAAAUUGACUUUUUAAACCAGAAGUGGGGAUCCAGAUGUCCCUGACCGUUGGCCAUGCUGGCUAAAGGGGCUGGUGGGAGCUGCUCUUGCUAAUUUAUUUACCACAUUUUCUCCAAGUUUAUACUCGGAGCAGUUUACAAUGAAAUAACAGACCAAAACAAUGCCACAAUAACCACAAUGCACACAAUUAAAAUUAUAAUACAAUUUACAACACCAAAUGAACAGUUCAGUAAUGACCAAUUAUUGUUGAUUCAGUUAAAAUGCAUCCAGAAAAUGAAACCUUAAAUGACACCAACAGGCCAGUUAAUACAGCCCCCAGUGUAUUACAAUACAAAGCUGAUGAAAGUGGGAACUACAAGAGUCAGAUUUCUCUUCAACAGAUAUAUUCACGAAAGGGAGCACCAUGGAUGGCGUUGCCAAUUCUUGUGGGUAGCCUUGCAAGAUCGCUGAGCCAAGUUGUAGUUCAACAAGAGCUGGAGUGCCUCACGUUCCCCCUCCUGCGUUUGGGGCUGCAGCUCAGCUGCUGAGGACAGGCGUUGCACGCAAAAGGUCCCCUGUUCCGUCCCUGCUGCCUCCAGCUAAAAGGAUCUCCAGUUCUGAGAAAGGGUCCCUCUUGGGAGAGCCACUGGCAUGAGAAUUGGACAGCAGGCAACUAGAUGGACAAGCGUCCAGAACUAGCAUUCGCUUGUAGCUGCUCAGGCUGACUGAAAGCUGUGAUGAGGCCUGGUCUGGCUUUGGGCAGAUCCACACCAUACAUUUAAAGCAUACCCCAGACUUCCGGGGUGGCGCCUCCGGAAAAUGGCGGAAUUCCCUUCGGACUGAAGGGAACCCGCUACACGGAGGCUUGGGUCCUGCCGCUACGGCGCAGCGGGGACCCGCAAAAACCACAGGCGGAAGAAGCCUGUGGACGUGGGACUCGGCGGGCACCGAGAGCGCUCUCUCCCCUUGUACAGGAGCCCGGUAGCGGGCUCCGGAGUGGAGGUGCGUGGUGCUGUGAGUCGUCUGCUUCCUCCGUGCAGCAAAGCCGCACUGCCGUUAUCGGAGAGCGCUGCCUUUUCCUGGACAAUUUGGCAUCUAAAACAUCUAUCCGUGAGUACCUGAUCUUGGAAGAGCUGAACCACUUUUAAGACUGGUGAAUAAACAAAUAAUAUUGGACUUGAAAUUGAACUUAAUUGGGACUCGGAAUGGGAAGGUCUAAACAGGAAGUCGCCUUCCGUUCUUUUGUUAUGUGAAGAAAGCAAAGACAAAAUAUACUAAAGCUUGAAAAUUAAAUUCUAAGAGAACUAGAAUUCAACAUCUAAGAUUUCUAGAACCCCCUUUGACUGCAGGAGAAGAAGGGGGGUUGUAUUUGGUCUUUUCAAUCCUGCGGAAGUGAGUUUAAAAUAAAGCAAUUUUCCACCGCCCUGAACCAGGAGCGGGCUGUCAGAAUUGACGUUCUGAAGUUUAUCCAGCUCGACAGUUAGUUAAAAGAAGGGUAACAUUCUGAUUCUACUGUUGCCUCUUGAAUUUGGAAGGGGGAAUUUUGGAUAAAGUGUUUCUGGAAAAAGAAAGAUUGUUGCUGUUGCUCUUAUUCCUUUAAAAAAAAAAAUUCCAUCUAGUGGAAUUUAGUGAAAUUGCAACGCAGAGAGAUUAAAGAGAAGGACUAUUGGACUAUUCUCGUGGGAAAGAAUUUUCUUUGACCUUGAAGGACAAUGCUAGUACAAAGGCUUGAACAACUGUUCCUGGAAGGUUUUUCAAAACUAAGUGCCCAGCUGGACCAGAUGCGUCAGGAGACGACCUUGAUGAUGGAAGUUACCAGAGCACAGCAGCAAACAAAUGAAAUUCAGUUAAAGGCUAUACAAGCAUAUGAACCUGCUGUAGUGAUGGAGGCUUCAGAGAUGGAGGGACCUUUGGACGGGCAAGAUCAGCCUUUGAACUUGAUAAAUGAACUUAGGACAAACCAGAUUCGGAAAGAUGAAAUGUGGUCAGAUUUGGAAAUGGGGGGAUGGAUCGACCCCCCUCCAUAUGGUUAUUUGGACCUUCCGAGUCUGGUGAUGGGCUAUCAGAAGAUUGGAGUAGCCGAAGUCUCCAAGCUUUGCGGAAAUUUGAAGUGGUAUUAUUUGCUGUCUGGCUUGGGCAAUGGGUUUGGGAUGGACUUGUUGCAAAGGGUCAAAAGCAUUUUCUUGUUGGAGCAUCCACGACUGGAAAGGAAUCAUCAACAAGAGUGGCGAAAGGGGCAAGAAAGAGACUUGAGGGCCUCGGAUACGAGACAACCAGGUUAAGGAGCCGGACUAUCGAGGCUAAAAGGACUGACAAUCCCGGGUCCAGGGAGGGGAGGUUGGAAGCUGACUGGACUGAAUUUGACUUAUUAUUUUUCCUUUUUAUUUUUUAAUAUUGGGAAUGCUUACAAAUGUUUGAAGGAUGUUGAAUGAAAUUACAUGGCUUAAGUAAGGAUUGGUAAAUGAUUCGUAAAAAGGUAAUGAUGCAAGAAUUUGGUAAAUAUUGAAUAUAAGCUAUGAAUUUUAAAGUUUUUAUAUGACAAGAGGGAAAAUAGAAUAAGGAAACGUAAUGACAGAUUGUUAUGAAAAAACAGAAAGGAUUUGCUGUAGAAAUUAAAAAUUAAGAAACAAAAGAGGGAGGAGGAGGAAGUCUAGAAAGGAAGUCAAUAGAGAUUGUAAAGGACUUUAUAUUUUUGUUUUUCUGUUUCUCCUUUUUUUUUUUUUUUUGCGGCUGGGUUUUCUUUUCUUUUUUGUUUAUGUACUAUUUUUGUUUUUUGUAUCCUUAAAUUUUUUUUCUUUUUUUUGGAAAUUUUUGUUGUUAUUUUUUGAAAAUUCAAUAAAUAUCAAUUAUAAAAAAAAAAAAAAAAAAAUAAAGCACACCCCAGACACAUUUAAAGGAUAUGACUUCUGCCAAAGAAUCAUGGGAACUAUAGUUUCCCACCUCACAGAUACAGUUCCCGGCACCCUUAGCAACCGAAGGAUCCCAGGAUUAUAGAAUCAUAGAAUUGUAGAGUUGGAAGGGACCCUGAGGAUCAUCUAGUCCAAACCCCCUGCAAUGCAGGAAUAUACAGCUGUCCCAGACGGGGAUCGAACCUGCAACCUUGGCAUUAUUGGCAUUGUGCUCCAACCAACUGAGCUGUCCAGGCUUUAAAAGUGUGGUGUGGAUCAGCUUGGAAAAGUUUGAAUGGCACUGCGGGAAAUUUUUAAAAACAGCAAGACAAAACAGACUUAUUUACACCCUCAUUCUUUCUGUUGAACUUUGAGUUGGUGAUCAGAAAGGAAAUGAGGUCACGUUGAAGGAAGUAUCCUUUUCUUUUAUUUGCAAUCAGGAAGGCUAAAUGAGUUUGCCACCUGCGAACCAGAAAUACCAGUUUAGUUUUGAAAACAAAGCAAUUACAUCCUUGCUUCGUGACUGCAUCACCACUGUGGUUCUGAGCUGCUUCUGAGUCACUUCCUUUCCCUGGGUUGGCUUGGGAGAGCAGGGUGGGCGGACACAUUGGCAUCUCGGAAGCUGUUGCCGGCUGGCAAGGAGAGUGGGGCUGGCACAAGAUUCUUGGACCUGGGUAACACAUUGCUAAAGAACCGGCCAAGCGUCUGGAUUGUGUUCAUGGAGGAAUAAGUGGCUGUUAGCUUUGAUACUGAUGCAAAGUUUAAGAAGGGACAAAUCGUUAUCCAAAUGAGAAGGUUAAUGCCCAGAUCCUAUUUACCAUAUUUACUUGAAUCUAAUGCUCACUUUUUUUGGCUAAAUUAUGUUGCAAAAAUUUAAGGUACACAUUAGAUUUGAUGUCAUAUUUACAUUCACCAGCAAAUACUUUUUUUUGUUUCACAUUUAUAUCCCACCUCUCCUCCAAGGAGCUAUAUACAGUGGACACUCGGGUUGUGAACGUGAUCCGUGCGGGAAGUUCGCAACCCGCAACGCCGCAUGUGUGCAUGCGUGGGUCGCGAUUUGGCACUUCUGCGUAAGCGCUGAAACCUGGAAGUAACCAGUUCCAGUACUUCCGGGUUUGGCGCGGUGUGCAACCCGAAAUCGCGCAACCUGAAGCGUCUGUAACCCGAGGUAUGACUGUGCAUAGUUAUUCCCCCAGCAUUGUAUUACCACAACAACACUAAAAGGUAAGUUAGGUGUGUACACACACACACACACACACACACACACACACACAGAUUCACCCCGUGAGCUUCAUGGCUUGUCUAAGUGGCAAUUUGAACCCUGGCCUCCAAGGUCCUAAUCCAACACUCCUCCACUGCACCAUGCUGACUCACUUCAUUUGGAUUUUAUUUGAGUUUAGUUGGAUAUAAGUGCCCCUUUUGUGUGUUCUACUUGACUUGUAUGCAAUGCUUUGCCUAGUAUGCCUUCAGCUGGGGACUUUCGAAGUGAGCUUUGGGGUGUCCUGUGGUGCUGUAACAGCAAAUUCGUCUACACAGGGAAGCGUUGCCUGCUCUGUUUGUCUUUGGAGGCUGUGUGCCAGGGAAGGCCAGUUGCCAAGGAGCCACAGCAGGAGAGGGCUUUUGUGCCCCGCUUGUGCGCCUCCAGGCAGCAUCCGGUCGGAAAACAGGGAUGGAGCUAGCUGAACUUACACUAGGAGAGCGUGCUGGAUCAGGCCAGUGGCCAGUCCAGCAUUGUGCUUAUUGUCCCUGCCACAUCCUGUUCUCACAGUGGCCAGCCAGACGCCUGUAGAAACCCGCAAGCAGGAUUCAAGCGUAAGAGCACUUGCUCCUUCUGGGAUUUCGAGCAACUGGUUUUCAGAAGCAGUUCAGCGGAAGGCAGAGCGUAGCCACCUUGGCUGUUAGCCAUCAAUAGCCCUGAAUUCACCCAAUCUUCUUUUAUUAAUAUAUGUUUUUAUUGGUUUUUGAAAAUACAGCUGUAAAAAGAUGCACUGAUCAAUAAAAGGAGAAUAGAAAACCAUAGUUGUAACUGUGUCCAUUAUUCUUUUAAAGCCAUCUAGAUACGGCCUAUACAGCCUAGGACCCUCGUACCUACGGGACUGCCUCUCCCACAGAGGAACUUACGGUCUUCAAAUAAAAACAUCCUGAAGGUCCCGGGCCACAGAGAGGUUAGGCUGGCCUCAACUAGAGCCAGGGCUUUCUCGGCUGUGGCUCCAAUCUGGUGGAACGCUCUGUCACAAGAGACUAGGGCCCUGCAGGACUUGACAUCUUUCCGCAGGGCCUGCAAGACGGAGCUGUUCCACCAGGCCUUUGGUCAGGGCACAGCCUGACUCCCUCCUUUGGCAAUCUUUACAGAACUUUAGCUUAUGGUUGCCAUCAAUUUGAUUUUAAUUAAUGUUUAUAAUGCUUUUAGAAUGUUGCACUAUUUUAUUGUUGUUAGCCACCCUGAGCCCAGCUUCGGCUGAGGAGAGCGGGAUAUAAAUAAAAUUUAUUAUUAUUAUUAUUAUUAUUGGUGGCCACCACUACCUCUGCGUGAAGAAGUGCUUCAUUGUGAUCUGACCCACCAGGGCUCUUUGUAUAUCUUUCCCUAUUCCUUCCACUCCUCCCUCGCUGAGAGACCUAGCAUUCGGAGCCAGUUUGGAAAUAGUUGUGGUACUUUAAGGCUGCUAUAAUCCUAAGUCUUCAUAUUUGCUUUUCAAAUAGUAUUUCAAAGGCUGGAAAGGCCUGGUUGUGUUAGGUGGCAGGGACAAUAAGCACAACACUACUCUGCCUUGCGUGCUGCCCUUGCUGAGCCUCUGAUCUAGCUGUCAUGGAAACCUGCUCAUUAAAGAUACUGAGCAGCAAACAAAGCGUAACUUUAAUAACGAUCAGUGUAUUUGCAUACUCCGUGCACAAUUUGUGUCGCAGUUGAACCACCUUAGUUACGCUCCUGGCACACUUAUUCAACAAUGUACAGUGGUACCUCAGGUUACAUACGCUUCAGGUUACAGACUCCGCUAACACAGAAAUAGUGCUUCAGGUUAAGAACUUUGCUUCAGGAUGAGAACAGAAAUCGUGCUACGGCGGCAGCAGGAGGCCCCAUUAGCUAAAGUGGUGCUUCAGGUUAAGAACAGUUUCAGGUUAAGUACAGACCUCUGGAACGAAUUAAGUACUUAACCCGAGGUACCACUGUAAUGGAAUUUAACACAAAACUGAGGCCUUUUCAGUAUCAUACCAUAUUGUACAAGGGGUCUGGCAACUUUGUUUUCCUCUUAGAGGCCACACUCCCAGGUGUGUGUGUGUGUGUGUGUGUGAUGCUCCUGCUGAUGGACAGAGAGGCUAAAAAUGUCCUGGAUUUUCAGUUUUCUUGAUGCCAGUUUUCUCUGUGACUACCUCAUAUUAGUAGGUGUCUUUGGGGUGAGGUGGUCUUGAUACUUUUAUAUUUACUUUGUGGGAGCCUAUCCUGGCCUAGCUGUUGAAGCAGGACAUGUUUGUUAACGGAUCUUAAGUUUACUACUUUUUUUUUUUAAAGCAAAACACUGGUGUAAGUUUAAUUUCAAAAUUUACUACAGGAUAGCUGCAGAUCAAACUCCUCCAGGAAUAUUUGUUGUUUGGACAUAUAUAUAUAUGUGAAGAAGGGAGGGGUAAAAGAAAAUAAUGCACAAGGCAGUUUGUGUGUUUGCUUUAACAAUCACGUGAACGAAAGUAGAGAUGCAUGUGGGGCCCAGUUUUAAAGUUGAUGCUGAGUGCAUAAGGGGGAAAAACAGCAUCUUCAUUCAAGAUCCUUGUUCUGGGCUGAUGACCUAUCCUGGCAGUGGCUGAGGGCCUAGUUUUAACUGAGUCACCAGCCACAUGGUGGUGGGGUUUUAAACUUAUGUUGUAAUCUGUCUGGAAAGAUGCGCAGGGCCUCCACCACCACCCCACUAGUGGGUGUGGUGGGUUGCUCUGUUUUUCUUUUAUUUGGUGCUAAAUCAAGCUUCAAACUGUUCACUCCUAUAGCUUAAGGGGUCAAUAUAAAUGCUUGCCAGAUGCUGCUUAUUACACAGAGAACAUGAUGGAUCAUGCAUGUGUGUGUCUGCAGAGGGAGGCUGCCUUACUUCCCCUCAGCUGAGAUGCACUGACUGCAAGACCUUCCACAGAAGCAUCUAUAUUAGUAUAUCUAGUCUCUGUGCUGGGAGUGUUUUUUGUUUUUGUUUUAAUUACCCACUCAGCGAGGAGGUUUACUGGUGUGUCUCUGCACAGCCUAUACCUAAGGUGUUGCCUUCUUAAUGACCCAGUUCACACAUUAAUGGUUUGCUGUGAACACACCUCAAGUGGACUGCGUCUUUUCUGCACUUGUGCUGGGAGGAAACAAGCCAUGUUGAUCCCUGCUAGGAAGGGCAAAUAUGUCUAUUUUGGCUUCUCUCACUUCCUCAUUUUUCCAAUAUGAAGUUCAGUUCUCCACAUUUCCACAUCAAUUUGCCAUAACAAAAGAAAGAAGUAUUCAUCAGCAUUUAAGGGUGAAUUUCUCCUAAAAUUACAUUUUUUGCAGAGCAAAUUUCCCCAAUGCAGUUUUGUAUGCCUUUUAAACAAGUAUAUGCAUUUUUUUCACACUUCACCUCAGUAAUAUGCAGUUCUGUACACAUUGCUUGGCUGAGGAAUGGCCUUGCUGAAGUUUGAAAAUAUUGAAGGAUGGUUGUGCUCCAGUUCUUGAAUUUGUUUUGGAAAAUGCAAAUUGCAUUGGAUUGCACAUUACAUUGCAAACUGAAUCAGAUUUCUUCCCCAUCCUUAUCCCUGGUGUAGCGUUGUGUUCCAACCAGGGAGCGUCCUUUUAUUUAUAAAAGUAUUUUUGUACUGCCAUACCAUAAAGUAGAGUGGUGUGCAACAGUAAAACAUAAAACACCAUUAAAAACAAUACAGACCAUCAAGUGACUAGCUAAUUUAAAAAACUGAAAAUUAAAUGGCUACAAAGACCUGUUGGUGUAAAAAGGUCUUCAAGAGCACUUGAAAGUCAAAAGCAGGGUUUGCCUUCUGAAUCUUUGCUGGAAGAAUGUGCCACAAGAUGUAUAUCACUACAAGAACCUUGAACCUGUUUGCUUGUUCUCAGACAAACUGCAGAUGGUAAGUCAGGAACAACCCUUGACUAUAGAUACUGUUUUUGGGGGAGUAAAACAAACCGCAAUCCCUGAUUUCAAGGGAACACAAGGCCAGGGAUUGUGGUUGGUUUUGUCCCAACACAAGGAGGGAAGAAUGAAGUGGGUGCAAUUCAUUUCUGCACAGUAAGCCUUAUCUUAUGGCCUUCUAUGAACAGGCAGAGUCGAGUGCUCUGGAGGGCAGGCAAUGCAGCUGUGUUUCUGGAGCAUAGAUGCACAGGAGCAGAGAAAGCUGCCUUUUGCCCACUGGUCCAUCAAAUCAGAAACUGAGACGGCUUCUCUAAAUCAGGGGCAUCCCUGGAAAAUAGGGACACGUGGAGGGUCUGUGCUGUGGCUCACCAACUGAUGCAGUAGAGAGGCAAGGGAAAUGCUGAGGAUUGACCUGAGAACCCUCCCAAUAUAUAGGUCUAUAGGUUUGCAAGUGGUGGAAUGGCAAGCAUGCCAUUAAGAGGGAGUGCUGUUCAGACCCGCCCUGUGCUGUCUGGCCAUCUACUUCCCCUGGCUUGCAUUACGUCACCUGCUGCCGUGUGGUUCAACAGCUGCCACUUAAGAUAUUCAACACUAGGCAACAAAUCGAGUACAUAUUACUCCGAGGUGGAAAAAGAUCACAGGUGUAGGCAGUUCUUAUUUUUCCAAGGCUAUCUAUUCCUGCAUUUGUGCACCCUAUAACUGACUCUGUUUAUUUGCAGCUUGGAUGAAAAUGCAGAGAACUGCCAAUUGUAGGUUUGUGAAGGUAUUGAGGGGUUCCUAAUAGAAUGACAAAAUGGAAAUGCAUAGGAUUCUUUGCUUCCUAUUUUAUAUAGAUUUUUAGUGGGCUUUAAAUUUUAUUUUUUAAAAACAUAGCAUUUGCUUCCUCCAGUGCUAAGCACGAUACUUAUAUACAGUAUUUAUUUUGAACACUGAUAAUUGACUGUAACAAAGAGAUUAACUGCUUUAUUUAAAGAAAAAUUCACAUUGUGAAGGCCUGUCUAAACAGUGCAGUUUUCAGAAGGCGUGUGAAAGAAGGCAGGGACAGUUCCUAUUGAACCUCUACUGGCAGGGAGUUCCACAGGGCAGGGUUGUCAUUGCAUGUGCCCUACAAAUGAGCUGUUUGGUUCCUCCCCCAAAAUUAACCAGGUCACUCUUCCUCACACAGUAUAUGCUGUUAAAAGGGUUUCAAAUACAGUGGUACCUCGGGUUAAGUACUUAAUUCGUUCUGGAGGUCCGUUCUUAACCUGAAACUGUUCUUAACCUGAAGCACCACGUUAGCUAAUGGGGUCUCCCGCUGCCGCCGCACCGCCAGAGCAUGAUUUCUGUUUCAUCCUGAAGCAAAGUUCUUAACCUGAAGCACUAUUUCUGGGUUAGCGGAGUCUGUAACCUGAAGCGUCUGUAACCUGAAGUGUAUGUAACCCGAGGUACCACUGUAUUUGUUGAAUCCAGAACUUCUGUGUCCAGAUGUUGGACAUCUUGAUGUCUCCAGAAUCUUUAUGAAGGCAGACUAUGAUAGUUACCCAUUAUGAUUACUACAUUUAUAUUCUACCUUUCUCUCAAGAUAUGUGCAUGGUUCUUCCUACUCUCCAUUUUUAUCCUCAUGACAGCCUUGUGAGGUAGGUUAGGCUUGAGAGACCGUGACUAGCCUAAAGUUCCCCAGUGAGUUUUAUGGCUGAAUUGCAACAGGGGUAAACUGACCCUGAAUUUCUUGGUUCUUGUUAGUUGCUGUAGCUUCUAUAGAUGGUUAAAGUUUUAUUGGUUGUGUUUGUUGCAACUCGUUUUUGUGCUUUAUUGUGUAAGAUGCUUUGGGUCACAUUUAUGAGGAAAGUGACUAAUGACUAAUGGUCUGUGGUAGAUUUGUCCUGGAUUGAAUUUCAGUGUUCUAUAAUUUCAGUUUCUGUGGGCGGUGAAUGCUAAUUAACAUCAUCUUGGGUCAUCUCCUUCAGCCACCCAAUUUCACUGGCUCUGGGAAUGUGCUGGUAUCAGUGCGUGAUAUAUUUACAUAUAUUGCUGAAAAGGAGUGAAGGUCAGGUGUUCUGUCUGGGUGAACUGGGAAGUCCAUGAAAGAGAACUCAACCUGAUACUGAAAAUUCAUUUAAAAAUUAGCAUUUCUACAGUAUUCUCUAGUUCUUCAAAGUGCUUUGCAAACAUUUACAGCUGCCCUAUCCUAUCAGCAGUGUUAUCCCUGUUUUAUUUUAUUUGUUUUAAAGAUUUAUAUCCUACCUUUCCCAGAGUGCGACCAUUCCCAGAGUGGCUCACCAAGUAUUAAAAUGAAAAAACCCAACAUUAUAAAAAGCUCCAAAAAUAAAUGGAUCCAAGUUUUAUUUAUUUCAGGUAUUUCUUACAUGCUCUUCACCACAAAGUCCAGGGUGGGUGAUAUUUUAAAAACAAACAAACCCAAUUUAUAAUCAGUAUGAAAGAAUAUGAUCAUACAAUUUUGAAAGAGAGGAGCAGAAGAAACUCAGCCACAGCAGAAUUAAUGUUUUAUUUAUUGGCUGAUGGGCAGCGAGCUAACCCUACUGGGUUGCCUGCAUGACCCAGUUCUGCAUGGGGAACUUCAUCAUGUAGCUGAUCCCUGAAGAAAGCAGAUUUGCUAGCCCUGUGCCCAGUGCUCUGCUUGGAAGGGGACUUUGAUAGGUGGGCAGGAUAACCUACCUUGCAAUCAUCUGGCAGCUUAAUGAUGCCAGGUGAUUGACAGGUGGGUCAUCUCACCCACCUGUCAGAGUUUACCUGUGUGGGGUGGGGUCAGAUAAUAACCUGGCUUUCCAUGCCAAAACGGUUCUCCACCCAUGCUUCACAGCAACUGGAACAAUAUUUUUAAAAUAUUGUUCAGCUGCUUGAAGAGUGGGCACCAUGUCUGCGCCAUAACACACAGGUGUGGUACUUCAACCCAGUGUGCAAUCUUCAAGGGACUGGCACCCAUUGCUUGCUUCUUCUAGACUUGGCUGGGUUGGGAUGGUUGUUGGUAGACCAGCAGGUUUCUCUGCCAGUGUUUGAGGGCGUAUCCAGACUUCCACUUGCCCUCACAAUCAGAAAACCACGGCAAAACCACUUGGACCCGGGCCUAUAAGGAAUGGGACAAGCAGAAAACCACUCAUGGGACAUGUGGAAGUGUGGAUGAGCCCUUGAGUCUGGCAGAAGGUUACCAUGUCCUGCUAAAUUCUCUUACUGUAUUGUUGUUAUUAUUUUCCCAAGGGGCCAUUGAAGUUGACCCUGCUUAAGAGGUUGUGCCAACUGCUUUGAGUUGCACAAGGCUGACAAUCUUGCUAGCCUCUUUAAAGCGUAAUUUCUUAGCAGAGUGCCUUUUUAAGAAUUUAAUAUCACAUAGAAAUGAGAGAGGGGGAGUUUUAUGUGUGCUAGGCCCACCUUGCUUAGGUAAAACUCUGUCACAGGCAGGAUGCGGUGGUGACGUUGUAGAGGAGUGGUUAGCUGAGGAAAUACUUUGGAUUCUGAAAUCGAGUUCUUGGUAAAAUGACAGCUUAAUGAGAAGGUGCCAGAGAUCAAAGGCGGAAGGAGCUUGCUUAAAUUAACCGUCACAACUUUGCCCUAAAUCUGUAGGUGGGGAGUUACCCUUGUGGGCGUUUUUUAUCAUAGGCUGUGUAAAUACUGUUUCGGUUUUUCAUUGUGUUGGCUGAGACUAACCUAUCUUCAAUUUGCAUAACAUUUUUUAAAAAAAGUUAAAACACUCUCAUUUAACAUGGUCAGAUUAAUCUCUACCUCCUCGCUCUUGCACAAAUCUUUGAGGAGAUUCCAGUUUAUUGAUUUAAUAUUUCUGGUAUGUUGAUGUUUUAAUUCAGAUGGCUGUAACCAUUUUUUGUCUUUAUUUUUAUGCCAGUAGUUUGGCUUAUGAAUUGCUUCUUGUUUUUACAGUGUUACCUGCCUUUGAUUUUCUUCUGAGUUUUAUUAUUAUUAUUAUUUGCAUUUUUUAUUAUUAAGGAAGCAUGAUAUGUUUUGAAAACAAAUGGUCAACUUUUCCAAGUAUUGUUCAAAGUUUUGCUAUGCUUUCUACAUAUUUGCUACCUCAAACCUAGAGGCGCACCUUAUAAAACAAAUAAGCAGUCGCUAAAUUUCCCUAAGCAAAGUAGCUGGCCCUUUCUAGGUCCAAGAUGGUGGAAGGAGGGAUCCUGGCCCAGCUGAGGCACUGGCUCUGCUGGGAUGUUACACCCAUUGCCCCAUUCUUACAUUCGGUGAACACGUCUGGGUCUGCAACAGGAUUACAGCAGCAAUCCCUACGCCCCCCCACGUGUUCAUUUUGAUGGUAUAUAUUGAAAGUGGGGGACUUUUUUUUCACCCGAGGGCCACAAUCCCUUCUAGAGAACCUUCUGAGGGGCCACAUGCCAGCGGUGGGUGGGGCAGAGGCAAAAGUGAGCAGAGCAGCAGGUGUGAAUUUUGCAUUUUGUUCAGUCAGCCAGUUUCUACUCAGGACCCCCAUGCCCUUGGUCCUCCAUCCAUUCAAGCAAGCAAGCAAGCAAGAGACAUUCCUGUUGCUCAAGGACACAUUCCAGGCAGGCACAAACAGUCAGGGAGGGUGUGAAGCAGGGCUGGUAAGAGGCAUGGCCAGAGAAGGGGGGAAGAGUCCAAGGGGCCAGAUAAAGAUACUUCGGGGGCCACUUUUGCUUCUGGUUCCCCAUGCCUGGUAUGAACAGGAUUCCCGUGAGAAGGAGUGCAAUGCAGGGCUUUCGCCACACAAUUGGGGAACCUACUGUUCCAGGGUUUCUGAUCCUGUGGAGAGAACCCUGCGGUCAUGUAAAGAUGAGUGCAGAGAGGUGGCCCAUGGCGGUUGGGGGGCUGCCACAACUCCCCUCUCACAUUUAUUGAAUGUACGAAAGGGUGAAUAUUGGCAUUCACCCUUAUUGAUCCAUGAGGCAAUAAAUAAUGUUGAAAUAUCAAUCUGGCGAGGAAAUAAUUGUAUGUAAAACUUCUAAGAAUUCAAAUUCCCUCUGAAUGUGGAAACAGAGUGUUCCAGAAGUUUCCCCACAAACCUUGUUCUAACUCUACUUAAUAGACAAGAUAUUAAUAAUGAGCGCCAUGACAGAAGUUUAUGUCAAGUCAAGCCAAGAACUCACUCUCCCUCGCUCUGCUUUGACAACCAGAGCAACAAAUGGCAGUUUGCACUAACAAUGUGUAAGAGCGUGUCUAAGAUGACUCUGUCAGGAAUGGAUAUAUAAUGCCUUUUUUUUGCUACUGACCUGUGGAAAUGUUGCAGGUUAAGAAGACAGGACAAUUAGUCAUAUAUAGCUCUCCAAAGAGACAUCUUCAUUCAUUUAUACAGUUCAGCUGCAGGGCUAGUUCUUGGAAUCUAAAUGAAUUGGUGCGACAAUGGACUUCUGUAUGAAACGAGGUCAGGCCUGGAGCGAUUGAAAGGGAGCCCCUCUGCCUAGUCCUGCCCGUGACGGAGAAACGUCCACAGAAGGCAAUCAUUUUUGGAGAGCUUUCAGAUAAAUGCUCAUCCAAAAUCUGAUGGCUGAAUUGCACCUUUUAAAUAUCUCAGGAUGUGUGCCGACAGCGAAUUCUGUAAAUUAAUCACAUGCUGUGUGAAGAUGGCUGCCCCGAAUCUCAUGCCAUUCAGCUUAUUUGGAUGACCUCAAGUUGUAGUGUAAUGAGAGAGAAGAAGAAUAAAUUCUCUCCACCAUAGCUGUCAACUUUUCCCUUUUCUUGCAAGGAAUCCUAUUUGGAAUAAGAGAAUUUCCCUUAAAAAAAGGAAAACGUUGACAGCUAUGCUCUCCACCUAAAGCAUGCAUAAAUUCUAUAAACCUCUUUCAUGGCGCAUCGUUACUUAGCAUCCUUUUUAGAAACGAACACCACCACUGCAAACAUUUUAGUCUUUCCUGUAGUCCUACUGUUGACACUGAAUUUUAAGGUUACAGUGACCCUGGGGAGGAUAUUCUAGUAUCAGUUACUCCCGUCUUGUUCUUGGUUCAUGAAUGUUUUAAGAUGGCUGCUGCAGCUGCUUCGACUUUUUGCAACAAUAUUGUGAGAGUCCUGUCCUUAUGGUAGAAAACAGGAUUCUGCAUAUUAUUAUUUUUUUAAAGAGCUUAAUAGGAAAAAUAUCCUGAUGCAGGGAUAAUGUUUUGGACGUGGUCCAUAGAAAUCUGGGUUUAAAUCCUCACCCAGCCAGGUAUCUUGCUGGAUUAUGUUGGGACAGUCACCUUCUCUUGGUCUAAACUCAAGCAGUGAUAGAGCCAUAUGACUCUCUCAGGGCAGGGAGUUCCUUAGGCAGAGGAACCCUGUUAAUACCUGAAGGGAUAGAAAGAAAGCGUAUCUGUGGUUGAUCUCAAUUUAUCUCAGUGUUUUCAUAAAUAAAUAAAAUGUCACUUGCAGUGGUGCUUAGAAUGGAGUGAGACAUUUUGUGUGUCUGUGUGAGAUAAUGGGGACGGGGCAGCAGUCCCACAUGUCAGAUGAACAUAAUCUCAAAAUCCUCUGCUUUCAUUUAACCAAAGUUUCUAGCAUUUGUAGAACCAGAGAUGUGAAGCAAAAUGUUCUCAUUUUGCUGUGAGAACAUAGCUUGCUCUCCCGUUCAGUGUUUUAUCCCCACCCCACUCCCAGAGGCAGGGGGAUUCUGAAGAUGCUUUAAUGACCGGUUAGGUAAAAAUCUGCCCUGAUGAACAUGGCUCGGGUGGUAAUUCUGUCUCGGUGGGGGAUGCACCCCAUGAGACCAGCUUGAAAGAUUAUUUUUGGCACACAGAUCUUUGUUAGAAAUGUUUCCUGAAUUGUGGCCACAAAUCUUGUCACCAAGUGUGUGGUUUUGAGACUAGUAGAGGUUUUUUUUUAAAAAAAAGAGGUGUUCUGGUGUUGCUCAGCAAUAGAAUACAGAAGGAGACCUGCUGGAUCAGACUUAAAGGCUCAUCUAGAGCCCAGCAUCCCAUUUUCUACUGUGGCCAAGCAGGACACGAGCUCAGGAGCCCUUGCCUGCCUUUCCCCCACAAAAGGCCUUAGGCUGGGGGUGGUACUCGGCCAUUUGGACUAGUACCCAGGAGUAGAUGCCAGCUUUCAUUCUUGUAAAUGCAAAUGUUUUCAUAUAGACUGCAACCCUUUGAGAGUCAAGGCAUCUCCUUGAUUCUGUGUCCAUGUAUACUUUGAGCAUUACAGUUUUCUCUGCAAGCAUGAAGCCUAGAAAGCUAUUUUUUAAAAAAAUAGAGGGAAGAGUUACAUUUAUUCUGCUCUGAGGUAUUUUCCCUGGAUGUAAUUUACCGGAAUAAGAUUUUUUAAAGUCCUAUGUUAACCUUUGCAGUGCGAAGAAUGAUUUUUGUGUGUCGUGUAUCCUGCCCUUUCCCCCAGGGAGAUAUAACCAAUGUAUGUGGGAAUAUCUCAUUUUAUUUUUCUUGCAGCAACCCUGUGGGAUUAAUUUAGAAGGAGAGUGAGUGGCUCUAACGUCACUUAAAUCAAGAUUUGUGAUGGAGCUAAGAUUUGAAUUUGGGUCCAAGCCCAACAUGCUAAUAAUUAUGACAGAAUGGCAAAUAUGCUUGGGUGUAUUUUUUCUUCUAAUUCAGAAAUGGGAAUAUUUUGAGCACAGGACCAUUGAAUUCAUGCUUAACUAUUCUGAAUGGUGCUGCCUCCCCCCACCCCAAGUCUUAUCAAAAAGCUCCAUCUGUUCUUGUAUUUCCUUGGGUUAAAUUCACAAACAUACCUGCUGCCUGAUUUUCCAGUUCAGCCAGGAUAAGUAUUUCGAUUCAAAAUUCACACAUCGAAACAUUGACAUGAGAAACUAAGAUUCGUACAGUGUGAGAGUGAAGAGCAGAAAAUAGUGUGUAUGGGUGUUCUCUUUCAUCAGCGGGCUACAGUUGAAAGGCAAUUUGUCAUCCAAGAGCUGGAGAAGGACCUUUUUGUCUCCAAACCUUGCUCAGGGGCUCACAGAAGUACAACACGUGGCUGCCUAGUGCUGGAAACAGGAUGUUGGGGAGUGUGGGGUGAUCAUCGAGCUCAGUGGGCUUCACACUCUCUUUUGGGGAACUCUGGGGUUCCUCAGAACAUUCUUGGGCAUACCUCAGAUAGAUGAUCAGUAACAGCAGAUAAGCCUCACUGGAAGAUUGGUCAUCCCUACCUGUCUAGUUGUGACAGUAUCGCCAUAAAAUUCAUUUCUGAUGUUGUUGGACUACCUCUUCCAUCAUCCUUGCAUAUUGGCUAUCCUGGCUGGAGCUGACAGGGAUUGGAGUCAAGAAACACCUUACGUUUCCCACCCCUGAUUUAUUGGGGUGGCUUACUGACAAUUUUGAUAUAUUCAGUGCUUUUUGUGGUAAAAAAUGAGCUCCCGGUACUUAUAUAUUGAUAAGAGGCUUGUGUACUAGCACAAAAUGGCUGCCAUGCGCAGCUGAUGAAAGGUGCCAGGACUCUGUACCAGUGAGUACUGUCACCAAAAAGCCAUUUAUACAUUUUAUUUUAAAUGUAGGAAUCCUGUGGGAUUGUGCACUUAGUCAUAGUGUUCUCGUCAUUGUUACUAGUUGAUAAUUAGAUUCCAUAUAACUUAUCAUUGUAUUUGCUAGAAAUGUAAACAUCAGUGCUAUUCUUAAUACUGGCUUUCUCUCCCCUUCCCAGGCUAUGAGCAUCAGCAAAGCAAUCAACACUCUGGAAGCACCAGUCAAAGAGAAACAUGCCCGCAGUAUCCUUUUUUCCUACCACAUCACUUGUUCGCUUGGCUUCCUUAAGUUAAAUUUGUUAUUAGUGCUAUUUAAUAAUAACACUAAUUUAAUAAAGUAUUAAAUUUUGUAAAGUACACUUAAGUACAAAUUUAUUAAAGUAGACAUUUAAUAAAGUACACAUUCAGUAACAAAUAUACUAUCUGGUGGUUUACAGAGUAACUUCCAAAAAUGACAGACCAGUGUCUCAUUUCCUCCUCUUCCUCUGUAAUAUGUAAUGCCUCAUGUUCUGGGUGCCAUUUGCUGUGAGUUUUUUCCACUUACAUAUCAGAAGAUGAGGUAAACCAAAGAGUGUAUCACAAGAGGAAAACUCAGCAAUGCUAAAAAUCAAAUCCAUAAAAACUGUUGAAAACAAACAUAUUUCUAUCAAAUUUUGGUGAAUACAGAAUACAGGAUUACUUAUGAUGUUCUUUAUUUAGAAGACAAUCCUUCAUUGAUUUGGUGAUGUUCAGAGCAGUGACUCAAAAGCUGUGGUAGAAAUUAAGAUAAAUAUUACAUAUUUAUUACAUUUAUACCCUGCCUUUCCUUCAACACUUAAAUGUUUCUAAGUGCUUCUGGGGCUGUUUUUCCAUUGUUGGUGAUGGGAAAAUCUCUUAGGAGGCUGGCCAUGUUUCGUUGUCCUUCCUCCCUGCCCCCUUAAACACCUUGAAUUUCAAACUGCCCUUGACUCCUAUGAAGGAAUUAUUCUGGGGACUCAUCAUGAGAAAGGAGCAUUUACUUUUUGGUCAUACGCAAUUGGUCUCCCUUUGCCCAGCAGCGCCAUCCUCAGCUGGAAGUUUUGCCACGUUCUCCACAAAGUCCUCCGCGAUGGGCAUCCAAAUGUAAGUUUGCUGGCCUCCUUCCAUUCAACCAGUGUGCAAAAGACCUUUGACGGAAGAGAAGAGGCAAUAUACUUUAAACUGUACACGUAGCUGACAUUCUAGGUGGGACAGUGUGUACACUGUGAUUGAGAAAACAACAGAAACUAUGUCCAGAAAAUAUUCACCCCAAUAGCUUGAUGGUGUGACAAGAAAAGCUGGAUUUUGCAACCUCUGUCAAUUAUUAUGACCUGUCACUGCCCUUAAGCUUGUUAAGUGUAUAUGUUAGUUAAGUGUAUAUGUUGAGAUCAGCCCUCCAGAUGUCCAAACAAGAUUCCACAUGAGGUGGGUGCUUUUAGGAACCAUGUUCAGAUUCAGCCAGACCAAUGCAUAAUACAGUGGGUGUUUAUCCUUCAAGCUCGAAGUAUAUAAGUCCAUAAAGGCUCGCAAAAUCCUCUUUUCUGCUGUUAGUCCCUGUACUAUGGGAAUAUAAUUUAAAAGUACAUGAAUCUGUAAAUAUCAAGAAUAUUGCCAGCACUAAAUUGAUACAGACAACAACUUCAGAUGCUGAAGACUAGAUCAUUGGAGAAGUCCAUAUCAUAGAAUCAUAGAGUUGGAAGAGACCACAAGGGCCAUCGAGUCCAACCCCCUGCCAAGCAGGAAACACCAUCAGAGCACUCCUGACAUAUGGUUGUCAAGCCUCUGCUUAAAGACCUCCAAAGAAGGAGACUCCACCACACUCCUUGGCAGCAAAUUCCACUGUCAAACAGCUCUUACUGUCAGGAAGUUCUUCCUAAUGUUUAGGUGGAAUCUUCUUUCUUGUAGUUUGGAUCCAUUGCUCUGUGUCCGCUUCUCUGGAGCAGCAGAAAACAACCUUUCUCCCUCCUCUAUGUGACAUCCUUUUAUAUAUUUGAACAUGGCUCAAUUAGACCUUUUCUGCCUUAUACCUCCAACAUCUAUCUGUAUGAGGUGUUGCCUUCUUACAAAGGCCUUGUAGAGUUUUGUAUACAUGAAACAUUAAUUUUUGCUGGGUCAAUCUCAGUUUCAAACCUAAAGAAACAUUAUUUGUGGUCCCUAAAGCAGUUUUCCAUCCUCUGGGUUGUAUGAUACAGUCUAAUUCCUGUUCCACAUCUCUCUAACCCUAUUGGUUGCCUGUAGGUAUUAGGCAGGUGCCUUUGCUGUAGUGUUUCCAAUGCCUGCUAAAACCGUUUUGCUUUUGUUUAGCGUACUCAGACAUGUAAUUUCAUCAUGUACAUUCAUUUUCAAAAUCUGUUUAUUUUUACCUGUAUUUUGAUAAUGUUAUUUAAUCUACUGUUUUUAAAGUCUGUUUUGCUAUUUUUAAUGAAUAUUCUAUUUCAUGUAAACUGCUUAGAUUUUUUUUAUUAAGUGUUCUAUAAAUCUUGUAAAAAAUAAAAAUAAAUUAAUUAAGCCUGGUUGACCUUUUAUAGAAGAAUAGACAGGGAUCAGUAUAAUAUCCUUUGGAAAACAGGUUCUGAAUUUCUGAUGUGGCCAAUUUUCUUGUGCUUCUAAGUUUUCUUCACACACUGUCUUCUCUAGGUUCUUCAAGAUUGUCAGCGAUAUCGAAGUAACAUCCGAGAAACUGGAGACCUCUGGGUGAGUUACAGAAAUGUGCUUCCAGCUGGAUGCUCCAACUUUGAAUUUUAUACUGGAUUGAGAACACUUUCUUCAAAUGUUGUCCUGGAUAUAGAACAAAGAUCCCUGGUCAGCAACUAUGCCUGGUCUGCCCUGUUGGGGGUUAUUUUGAACUGGAAGUGUGGAAUUGGCGGGGGGGGGGGCGGCGGCACAAGGCUACCUUCCAUCUUUCUCCGAAGACCAGGUGCUGCUGAUCUAUAGUCUUAUCGUGGCUUUUAAAGUUUCCAAGGGGAGCGGGGUAAAUGUCAUUUUCCAAGAGACAGAUUUUGUUUUGAGGCUAUCAAUUGCUGAUCUAAGCCAGUGGAGUUAGAGAGCCAAUGUGGUUUAUUGCUUAGAUUGCUAGAUUAGAACUUGGGAGACCAGGGUUCAAAGUUGUCACACAGCAACAAAGCUCACUGGAUCACCUUUGGUCAGCCGCCAUCUUUCAGCUUCACUUCAAGCUUGUUGUUGGGUGGGGAAAACUGUGUACAGCAACCCUGAGCUCCCUGGAGAAAAGGUGGGAUAUAAAUGUAAAAAUAAACAAAUAAACCUGACUCCCCCCCCCCAUCCCUUUUAAUGAAACGUUUAUUUUUCCUUGUUAGGGCCACCUACAUGAUCGAUACGGCCAGCUCGUAAACAUUUAUACCAAACUUUUGCUCACCAAAAUUUCCUUCCAUCUAAAGGUAACUUCUGUUUAUGCAGCUCCUGCACACCUUAUCUUCUCAGCGGUUUUUUCUGUAGGGUUGCUACUCUCCAGUUUGUGGGAAGGGGCUCAUCUAGUUUCAACCCCAAGAGCUGCAUCCCAGCAGGGGCAUUAUGGGAGUUCCCUCCCACUGCCUGUUUCUCCCUCCUGUCAAGCGGGAAAGAUUAUUGUAGCUGCCUGCAGUGGACCUCCACAAGGAAAUUAGUCUGACUUACGAGGGUUGAAAGGCGUGCCGACCUGCCUUAAACUGUGGUUGUCUCCCAGCUGGGAUUCUGCUUAGGGUCCCUCCAGACUGGUGUUUCAUUGUGGACGUACUCGGCAAACAUGUUAUUGACAGAAUAAUAGUGCAUUAGUAGUAGAUUUAUUUUGCUUUGUUAGUAGUUCUGUGAUGCUUCCCCAAUGCUACCACAUUAUUGCUGUUCAGAGGGGCUGUAAGCACAACUUUUGCAGGAAAUUACAGGAUAUGUACUUCUUUAGAGAUGAAGCAUCUUUUCUUCAGAUGCAGCUUGAAUGCUCAAUGAAAAGGAUGUCUGGAGGGGCUGUAAACUGUGUUGGGUUAGGUAACUAGUACUGAAAAUCUGGUAAACUUGAGAUUCUUCCUAGCUCAGCUCAGCAUUCCACUUACCGCUUGUAGCCACUGCCCUGCCGGAUGGCACCUUAGCCCUGGCCUCCACCCCAUUACCUUUCUGGAGAGAAGCAGUGUUUUCAAUGUUUUGGCUGAAUCACAUUGUUUAGUUCAUGUUACAGGUAACUACAUAAUACUCAUUCCACAGUUGUAAGAAAAUAUUUUAGUAAGACUGCACCUACACUUUGGAACUCCCUGCCUGUUGACAUCAGGCAGGUGCCUUUGCUGUAUUCUUUUCACUAUUCUUUUUGUUUAGGAACCCUAUCCUCAUCCUAUCCAGACAUGUAGAUGUCAACAUGCUUUAAUCUAUUUUAACGUUAAUUAAUUUUAAAUGUUAAAUGUUCUUAAUUGAUUUUAACAUCUUUUUAUUGAGAAUUUAAAUAUUUAUUAUAAACUGCAUAAAUGUUUUACUACAAUCAAGUGGUAUAUAAUUUUUUAAAAUUUAAUUUAAUAUGUAGCCCUGAACUGUCCACUCUUACAACCACAUCCUAUUGUAAGAUAUUUUUCUGGGCAUGAGAAUUAACCUAAUGUGUGAAUGCACUGGGGACAUGUGGGCAAAACAAGGAAAGCUGCCUUAUACUAAGGGUUUAUCUACACUUACCUUUCCUCUGUGCAUUUUAAAGCCCUGUGUCUGAGUGCCUUUUUUGUUUACUCUGGAGGUUUCCCCGCAGUAACCUGCUCUUUAAAGCUGAAUUGAAGCAAAUGGCAAUCUGGGGAAAACUUGAAUUGCUGUUUGUUGCACCUCAGCUUUAAAGAGUGGGCUUUUGAAGGGAAAGCUCUGGGAAAAGAGAAAAGGGUGCUCAGACACGGAGCUUCAAGGCACAGACCGUGCCUGGAAAGAACAGGAUAAAAGAGAAGUGUGUGAGUCAUACCAUUUGGUUCAUCUAGCACAGUAUUGUCUACAGCGACUGGCUGUGGCUCUAGAAGGUUUCAGGGAGGGUCCUCUUCCAGUUCUACCUGGAGAUGCCAGGGAUUGAACCUGGGACUUUCUGCAAGCAAGGCAGGUGCUCUCCCACUCUUUCUGUGUCUCUUUGUCUCUCUUUGGGUUUGGUUAUGGCAAGGCAGCCAUCUCCUAGUGAAUGGAUGCCAAUUCUUAUUUUUUCUCCUCCAAAGCACCCCGAAUUCCCCCCAGGCCUGGAAGUGACUGACGAAGUGCUAGAAAAGGCUGCGGGAACAGAUGUGAAUAACAUGUAAGUUUCCCCUGCCCACCCAGUCCCCCACCUUUCUGGUUACUUGACAUCUUCCACAAAGCAUAAUGGCUGCCUUUGUUCCCUGGGUACAAGUGGAGUGUCCCAAGUGUGAAAUGUACCUCAUUAAAGAUGCUUUGGAUAGAAGCCCAAGUAGCUCCUUGGCUGCCUAGUUCUGAUAUUAACUGAUCCUGCCAGAUCAGUGUUGCCUAAACUUCCGAAACCUAGAUUACAAUUUUGUGUUGUUCUCAUUCUUCUGGAUUAAAACUAGAGGCACAGUUUUGCUCUUGCACUCAACAAGAUCUGUCUAUGUUCUCAGUCAGCACCUGGAAUGUUGAGCAAGCCUCUUUCUUGCAGCUGUGGGACAGCCCAGUUAAUAAUAUCUCUUGGCAUUUCACACUCCCCUUUAGUCUAGGUUCCCAGGAAUGGGACCGUGUUUUCUUGGCCAUGGGAUGCUUCAGAGAUUCCCCCAUGCCUACCAGCUGAAAUGUAGGCAACAUCCAGGAAUCACUCUGGGUUGAUUCAGAUGUAAUGCCAAACCAUGGCUUGCUCUAUCCAUUGUGUAGACUCCAAGCUGUGACUUUGUGUCUUCCCCAAUGCACAGGAAAACCAUGGAUUGUGAGGUUUGUGUGGCUCAGCCAUGCUGGCUAGGGCUGAUGGGAGUCCAUCAUCACCUGGAGGAGACAAAAGAUUUUAAAAAACAUGGUAUACCAUUUCUGAAAAGGCAGGCUAAUGGCAGGAUAUUUUGACAGUCGAUGGUCCUUGUUUUAUGUCUCUCAUUUAAAAAAUACUUUUUUUUGUAGCUUUCAGCUCACAGUUGAGAUGUUUGAUUACAUGGAUUGUGAACUCAAACUGGCAGAAUCAGGUAAGAUGACUUCAGUUCCUUCCUUUGUUUCCAACUUUCUUUCUCUCUUUUUGCUCAUAAAAUUGCGUGUGCUCCAGGAUUGUCAACAGUGCCCCCACUCAAAAGUUCUGGCUUACUCCUAUGAUUGUAACAGCAGCAGCUGCAGAAAGUGAGAGUCAGAGCUUUCCACAACACAGCCAUAGGCAUUAUUUGUGAAUCAAACGGGUGCUAAAAGUACAGGAGCAAGACAGACUAGUAGUUCUCUUUUUUUUGAUAGGUUGGCAGCCCUUAGCAUAUUUUAGUGUAUGUUAGUGUAAUUCCAGAGUUACAUAUUCUUCACAAAGACAGUCUGAAUUCAGCAACCUGUGUAAAUUACACAUGCUUUUGGAACCCUCCCUCUCCUACAAAACCCCUCAGACGUCUGUCUUUGUCAGCUUCGCUUCAAUUCUCCAAUAAACAGAGGCAGAGCGCUGGUCUCUGCCCCACCUUGGCUUUGCUGGUUUGUGGCUACCAGCCAACAAAUGUGUUAAUACUCCUUUAGAAAUUUAUUAUUAUUCUCAUUAUUACUAUUAUUAUCACUCAAAGUACAACUCAGGACUUACCCACACUAACUUUUUGCUUUGCUCUUUCUAGAUAGAGGUCUGCACUUUAGCGCUUUGUGUCCAAGUGUGUGUGUGUGUUCUUUUUGCCCUAAGCUUUUACAACAAAAACACUCUCUUUGAAGCUGAAUUGGAGCAAAUGUCAAUUCAGGUUUUCCACAGCUUAACGUUUGCUCCAAUUGAGCUUUAAAAAGUGGAUUUUCAUAGGGAAAGCUCUGAAGCAAAAAAGAAAAGAAAAAAGGUGCUUGGAUAUGGAGUUUUAAAUAAUGAACCAUGCCUGGAAAGAGCAAAGAUAAGAGUGGAUGUGUCCUCUGUUGGCCCAGAACCUACAGUAUUUAUGUUCAGACAGGUUCAGAAACUACUCUCAGGUUUAAGCUCCUCCUAGCCAUCAGGGCGCAUUAUUUCUAGCUAUUUGCUAUGAUAAUGCUAGGCAGAAGCCUCUCUUCUGCAGGAACCAAGGCAAUGAUGUUCUCAUUCCAGACUUCCACAUGUGGCAUUUCUGAGCACAGUUUCUCUUGGCGCAGAGCAUUGAAUGGGCCUUACCUUGGGGUGUUGCAAGUCAUGACUGUGCUGCUCUCAGUCGUUUGAAAGACCUGGUGUUGUUUCUGUUGCCAGGCAAGGCUGUGUGUGCUCCUAGUUAAUGAUAAAGCUUUCAUAAUCUGAGAAGAUUGUGCUUGGUCCUGCCCAGCAGCAACCUGAGUAAACAAAGGUGAUAGGAGCUGAAGCUGCCAGUUCAGUCACGGGGAAAUCACAGUCCUCCGGUGCACACUGGUUCCUUUAACAGGCCAGUUGUCCUAUGCCUUUUAUAACCUCAGAUGUUAACAUUUUCAGAAUCUAGGAAUCUCCCUUCUGGAUUCCAAACAAAAGCCCUCAUAGAUUUUCCUCCCCAUCUGCCAAAUAAAGUGGUGACUGGUGCUCUUUGGGACUGAUGGAGCAGGAGGAACCAGAGCCAAUCACAGGCAGGCCAACAAAUUCUAGUUUGUUCCCCACCCUCCUCCCUGCCAAGUUCUGCAUGGGCAAUACCGAGACUAAAGAGGAAGCUGAUAUUAUCAAGGUCACCCCCUGAGCCACUUGCAACUAAGAAGGCAGGCAGGUGAGCACUGACUAAGUGCAGAUUGAUGUUGAUAGGGCUCCGUUUGCCAUAACAGACCAGCCUCCACUGGCCAAAUACGUUGUCCAACCUUGCUGCAGGGUGUGAAGGAGGAUGCCAACUGCUGUGUUUUGUCCCUGGCAUCUGGCGAUUGGAGGCAUGCGGCCCCAGAACAAGGAAGGUUAUUUAUUUAGAAGAUUUAGAUCUCUGUUUUUCUAGACUUGGUUACAGCAGUUGUGGAAGCAUGCACCAUUUUAUAUAAGCUGCAAAGUUCAGUUAAGCUUCCCAUUUGAUUUUUAUGUAUUAUGCACAUAAGCAUGUGUGUGUGUCAUUGGUUUUAUUUAAAUAUGCACAGGCACACACAUACAGAGGUGUAUAUACUGCCAACUUGUUUGCUGUGCUGUUUAGUUGUGUUUAGGACUAAUUGAUUGGAGAUACAGAAUAUGUAUAUGCACACACAGAAUCUUAGAAGCAGUCAAACAGCAGAUGAAGAGAUCCUGUUUCCUGCAAGUACAUUGUCAAACACUAAGUAAUAAUAUAUGAAAAACAAAUGAUCAAACAGAGAGAGAGAGAGAAUGCUGUUUAAUUAAAUGUUUCAGCUGAGGAAGGUCAAAACCAAAAUGUUCAUCUAAAUAGUAUUUUAAAUCUCUAUUUUAAUUUAUAAGCCUACAUAUAAAUAAGCAUGCACACAUACAAUUCUAUGAUUCUAUGAACAUGCACACAGAUACUGGGGUAUCCAGAGACCUUCCAGUAAUCCAGCAGCAGCAGCAGCUGUAUUUGUUAUUAUUAAAGGCACCAUCUCAGUCUUAGCUUUCCAUCCAUAGAGGAUACUCAAGGCAAUAAAAUGCAAUAAAAACAGGCCUCAAAUAAGUAUUUGAAAUUUCCUUUCCUCUGUUCAGUUUUCAGACAGCUCAACACCUCCAUGGCUGUCUCCCAGAUGUCAGCAGUUCAGUGCCGGCUGGCUCCCCUCAUUCAAGUGAUCCAAGACUGCAGCCACCUCUACCAUUACACUGUGAAGCUGAUGUUCAAGCUCCAUUCCUGUAAGUUGCUCUUGUGGGGGUGUGGAAGCAUACCAUGGUUCAGGUGCAGUUCUGGGACAUUUGGGGAACGGUCCAUGGCUCAGUUGUUAGGGCAGAUGAAUUGCAUGUAGGUUUGUUCUCUCUGGUUCUGUCUCUGGUGUCUCCCAGUUAAAGAAAGAAUCUCAGGUGAUGGGAAAGAGGCUGACCAGAAAUUCAUCAGCCAGUUAGAGACGGUGUCAGUCUACCAGAAGAUGUUGCCACUGCUCUUAAGGUGGCCAUACUUGAACAAGGAAACUGCUAAACCACAAUUUGUAAAGAAGUUAACCUCUUAUUCAUUUGUGGCUGAGUAGAGUCAGUGGUUUCGUUUCCCAUUCCAGAUGUUAAUUUACUCCCCGUUGUCAGUUCGAUUGUUUCAUCACUUGUCACUGCAUUCUACCUCUCAUUGAAUUCUCACUCUCUGUACUUUUUGUAUUUAAUUUUUCUCUGACCUUACCUCCUUACGACCCUCCUCAUCCCUUAUCACUGUCUGUGUGCAUGUGUGAAUGCAACCAAGGAUUACACUUCAUGCAUUUGAUGAGAUGGACUCUAAUUCAUGAAAGCUUAUGGUGUAAUAAAUUAUUUUAGUUCUCUUGGUUGAUUUUUUCCAGUCAUAGUGGACGAUUCUGGAUGAACAAAGAGUCUGAGCUGGUAUAAGGCAGCUUCUUGGGCUCACAAGUUCAAGUUGUUUUUGCACUCUGAUCAGGGAAGUUUUGGAGGACUUCAGAUGUCCCGUGAAGGUUUCUCAAUAAAAAGAGGAGUCACUGAGCUGUGGCCCUUCCCCACAGCAGGGGUUGGGCAGAAAGCUGAUUGGGGUCCACUGGAAAAUCACCAGAUGGACUGCAGUAGAUAAGUACUCACCAUCAUCAUUUAUUAAAUUUCUAUACUGCCCUCCACCUGAAAAUCACAUGGCAGUUUACAAUAUAAAACCACAAAAAUAGAUACCGUAAUAACAAACAGAAACAAUAACACCCCCCCCACACACACAGUUUAAAAGGCCAUAGGGUUUCUGACUCCCUGGUCCGCAUGGCUUAUCUCACCUGCUGUCACUGCAGCUCACUGAGAGGGAAAGGUUGACAUGGUGCAAACACACUGUUGGGAGCACUGGAUUGGCUUCAACAGUGCAUUUGCACCGUGCUGACCUUUCCCCUGCAGUGAUGCUGUCUGGUAAGCCUUACCAACUGCUGCUGCUCCCAGUAGUUUACAUAGGGAGUGAGUCAGACCAUGGGCCCAUCCAGUUCAGUAUUGUCAAUAUUGACCAGCAGUGGCUCUCCAGGAUUUAAGGCACUGAGUCUUUCCCAGCUCUGCCUCAAGGUGCUGAGUACUGAACCGAGGAUGCAAAGCGGAUGUUGUACCACUAACUGCUGAGCUCUGGCCCUUCCCCAAAGCAAUGGAAAAAUCAGAAGAAGCAGACUCCAAAUGCUUGAAGGAAAACUGAUUUCUUUAUUUAAAUCUUCCUUUAAGCACCUGGAUGUUAUUCUUCUUCUUUCCCUCCUUCUAUCCGUGUUUUCUGGGUUUUUCUGAUUGGUUUUCAACAAUAGCAAGAAUAACAACAAAAAGGCUUCCCUUCUGUUCUAAACUAGGCUGGUAAAAUUAAAAUUGCUGGGGUGGGAGAAUCAGGUGUGUGGAAGGGUCAGCUGUCAGCUCACUAUUGAAAACUAGUCCCUAAGCUGAACAUCUAUCUGCUCUGAGCAUCAUGGUCUUUAAUUUUAAGUGUAGGUCUGUGUUCUGAGGAUGGACCAGUCAGUCAGUUCCUCAUUUUUACAGGCUUAAACUCUGUUUCCUCCCUUUCCACAUCAGUUUGCUUGGAUUAUUUAAAAAUGAAUUUAAUGAAAAUUUAUCAUUUUAGUGUGUACUUCUCCAGAUAUACACAUUUUAAUACAAUUUUACCUAAUACACUCAUUUUUGCAGUGUUUUCCUCUAAUAUUCUGCACUUUAUUCUGCAACAUAUGCUUGGCUGGAGAACAGCUUUGCUGUGUCCUCCGCAAAGUAUGAGGAUGAGAGAGUGAAUGAUUUGCCUAAGGCUAUGUGGGAAAUGGGUUUUUUGGGUGGGACAGCUAUGGUGAGAUUUGAACUCAAGAUUUCACAGUUCACAACAUAGCAGCUGUGCCAUACUAGCAGCUCAAGGGUUUUAGCCUUUGGUUACCUCUUAUCCUUUUAGGCUCUUCUGCCAAACAAAUGGGCUCUGAAUGGAGUUUAUGGAUAGUAUUCUUUAAAAAAAGCAAAGCCAUAAAUAACACUCGAAAUCAAUAAACCAUACAGUCCAGACUUUCCCAACCUCGUGCCCUCCAGAUGUUGCUAAAUUCCAGCUCCCAUCAUCUCUGACUCCACUGGUUGAACUGGUGGGAACUGGAGUCCAACAAAAUGGCGGUUAAGAUACAGACUGCCCUUUAAGGCUAUGUAGAGCCUGUUAUUUGUAUUCCACAGUGAGAAAGAAUUUACUUGAAAGGUGGGUAAUAAUAAUAUCUGUCUUGCUGAUGUAUGUGAGAGAAAUCCCUGCUGAUAUUUAUCUGCUCUUCCCCUUCUUGAUCUCUCUACACUAGCUUCCUUCUUUACAGUGGCCUUUCUAUCUUUCUUCUUUUUAAUUUUAAAAAGGGAUUCCCAAGGGGGGAAACCAGCAUUCACAGGUUUUCAUUCCACCUUCCGUUAGGGAGCUUAAGUAUAUCCUGCCGUUGGCUUUUCUGAAACCAGGAUUCAGUUCCCAGAAGGACAGGACUAACCUUUAAAUAUGUCAUAAGUUUUGCACAAGACUUAUGCUAAGGAAAGCCGGAGGAUUAUUAAGCAUAUUUGUGUACAGUUGGCCAGAUUUGCAUUAAUUUUGCUGAAGCCAUAGAGAGAGAGGGCGUGCAAGGGAGAAACUGAAGCCUGGAAAGACCUGCUUAUUUUGAUUGUGAACGAUGUGCUUCCUUAAGAGUUCCAACAGCCAGGCAUUAAAUCAGCCAUAUUAUUUAUUUCAUAAAAUUUAUACAUUGCUUGAUUGUUUAAAAAUACUCUCAAAGCAUUUUAGAAAACAUAAAAGAGUAAAGGCAAUAAAAGAUUUGCAGCCGGAAGCCACAUUCCUUUCUGGGAAUCAUAGAAUCCAACUCACUGUUAUGUGUAUAAAGAUGAAAACAGAAGGACCAAAGCUUAGUAGUAUUGCUUGCUUUGCAUGCAAAAGAUCCCAGAUUCAAUCCCUAGUAUCUCCAGUUAGGGUCUAAAACCAUCAGUGAGCUAAAUGGAGUUUUUCUUUGGAAUAGCUGCCAGGCCCUCUGCUUUCGGAACCAUGACUUUUCCAAAAGUGCUUCUCUUCCUCUUCUCCCAAACUUUCAAAACCUGCAGCUCAGUGGCAGAGCAUUUGCCUUGCAUGCGGAGGGCUUCAGGUUCAGUCUCCAGCACAUCCACGUAGAACUGGGAACAUUCAUUGCCCGAAACCCUGGAGAGCUGCUGCCAGUCAGUGUAGGGAGUACUGAGCUAGAUAGACCAAUGCCCUGACUCGGCAUAAGGUCACUACCUAUGUUCCCAGCAGAUUGUGAAAGAAAGCCUUGGUUGGGUGCCAGGUGUGCUUUUCUCUGGCUCAAACCCCUGUGUGUGCCUUCUUGGCAAAUGGUCCAUUAAAGUCUUGGACAGCCCGUUCCUUUCUUUUGUCUUCCUCAGGUCUCCCGGCUGAUACGCUGCAAGGGCAUCGUGACCGUUUCCAUGAGCAGUUCCGCAGGUAAUAUAAUAAUUAGAAUUAUAUUUAUUUUUGUAUUUCGCUUUAAUCCGCCUUUUCCCCUGACAGGGCUCGAGGCAGCUUACAGCUAAAAGCAUAUUUUAAGAGCAGUCAUUAAAAAACAAAUAAAUACGCAUGGGACUGCACUGUAAAACAUUAUUUUAGAGAUAGGAGAGAAAAGUAAUUUAAAAGAAGCGUAUAUACACCCUUCUCUGGUGAAAACCAGGUAAUGACUUGUGGCCUGCUUUUCAAUCUGUGCCUGGGCUGAACUACAUCACAUAGGAUGGAAUGGAAAUCUUUGUGGUUAAGCUCACCAUUGAGAUUUCCAGAAAACACCACCCCUACUAGUGGGCUUCUUGGACACCGGCUUCUGGUUGGCCAUCGUGGAAACCCCAAAGCUGGAGUAGAUGGUCCCUUGCCUCAUCCACCAGGAUUCCUCUUGCGUUCUUAAGAGUCAGACCACCUUGCUGUUGGUUUCAGUAUUGACAAUUCUGUUUCCCCUCUCCUCUCUGUAGCCUCAAAAGCUUUUUCAAAAGGGCAUCGGACAUGCUGUACUUCAAGCGACUCAUCCAGAUCCCACGGCUGCCUGAGGUACAGUCUCUCUUCUGCCUUCUGCUGCUGCUCCCCAACCCUGACAAUCUGGGGUAGGCCACCCACUACCAAUGCCCCCAACUACUACUGUUUGUAAAGCAUUUCCUGAAAUUUACCCUAGGAAAUUCACUGUGUGUGAGAGGGGGGUGGAGAGGGAGAAAGCACCUGUCUGCCCGAUCCGAUCUCUGGGUGUGUAUUUGUGAGGCUGCAUUUAUGAGGGUGCCAUCUAGCUUCACCUGCACUGUAAAUGUGCCUGACUCCUUUUGUUCCUCCUCCAUUAGAACCCGCCUAACUUUCUGCGGGCAUCAGCCCUGGCCGAGCACGUGAAGCCUGUUGUGGUGAUCCCAGAAGAAGAAGCCCCUGAGGACGAAGAGCCAGAGAACCUGAUUGAGAUCAGUACAGCCCCAACUGUGGAGCAACAGGUGAGAAAUGCUAAGGGGGUCUCUGGAGUGGUGAGCUCCACCCACCACUUUUAGGUGCACCCCCACUGGCACUGGAUUUAGGGCUGUGCAGAUUGUUCCCCACACGAGGUGCUGAGCUAAGGGAGCACAACACUUAGAAGAUCCAUGGGUGGGGGUUGCAAUUCUGGCCUUGCACAGGGAGACAUAUUAUGAAAGAUUACCAAAGACUGCCCCUGCCCCCACUAGAAGGUGCUUAUGAGGGAAUGUGUCUGUAGGAACUGGAAAAGACCAUUCUCUCCCCUCCCCCUUUAGUGCAUUUGCUGGGUGGGACCACAUCAUUUUGCUUUAAGGAAAAAAGUUAUCUGAAAAAGAGUAGGAAUUGGAUGAAGUGCAGUGGGUAUAGGGAAAAAGAUGCCCAACCUCCCACCAAGCUGCAUCCCUUCCCUAUAAAAAGUGGUUCUUCGUUUCAUUUCGUUUUAAAAUGGUUUUAAGAUGCUAUUCUUAGCCGACUUGUAAAUGCCUUACAAAGUUGAAAGGAUGGCUAAGCUUAAAAAGAAGAAAAGAAAGAGAUGUGUGUUGACUGCGCUUGGAAUAAAGCCAGGAAACAAACUUGGCCAUUGUGCUUGGGCAAUGCAUUUACAAAGCUGUAAAAAUUGGACACACAAAAUUCUUGGCAGUGAUUGCAAUGUUUUCCAAAUGGAGCUUUGCUUUCGUUCGUUGUUUCCUGGCUGCUGAUGUUUGCUCACUAUGUGAUGACGUUCGCAGGUCAAACUGGAAGUGCUGCCAGGGCCAGUCUAGGAGGUGCAGAUCUGGGAACCCUGCAGAACCCAGAGGGGUGUGCGUGGGCCAGGGGUGUUCCAGCUGGGCAUCUUCUCGUGGGAGGCAGUGCAUGGUCAUGUGGGCUUCCCAGGAAGAGCUGUGGAGCUGGAAUCCAGCAUGACAGCUCCAACUUCUGCAACACAGCAUUUGAAGUAAAAUAAAGACACCUUUGUCCACCCCGUAUGGUAAAAUAGUGUCAGUGUGUGGUGCAGCCCCACUUUCUCAGGGAAGGCAAGAGUGGCCAGGGGGCAGGGGUUGGAAGGCACUUGUUUCAAGGGUCAUGCUGACAUUUCUAUGGCUUAUUCUUUUACCAUUGUGGCAUCUCAGUACUUCCACACAGAGGAGCUUUCAGAAGCAUAAUGGAUCUCAGGUGUGCUGCAGAAACAGUUCCAUGUGCAAUAGUGCAAUUUAUUUAGUUGUAGAUACAUGAUAAAUAAAAUGAUGUAAUACUGUAUCUCCCUAGGAAUACAAAGCAUUUAUGCCAUAUAGCCAUAAACAUGAAGCUUCCCCUUCAUUGUCAGUCUUUUUAAUAUUUGUUUCUGCAGAAUGUGUCGUCUGAUAUAUUUGAACAGACUUUUGGACCACCCAAUGGAAUAAGAGAUGAUAGGUAAGGGUGUUUAUCAGCAAAAUCUCUCUCUCUCUCUCUCUCUCUCUCUCUCUCUCUCUCUCUCUGUGUGUGUGUGUGUGUGUGUGUGUGUGUGUGUUUUUAAGCUGGCAUCUUAAUAAUGAGGUUUAGCAUUUAUGCAGCAUUCGGACUAUUUAACAGAAAAAGUUGUAUGUGUAUUAACAGUCCUGUAAAGUAGAUCAUUAUUAUCAUAUCUCUCAGCGCUGUUGUUUAUGUAGCCAAAAGAGUAAAACCCAUUACCCAAGGAAGAGAUAUUUCCUUGAUGGUUCGCACCCAAGGUCUGCAGACAUUUGUGGAAUUUUAGGCAGCGUGUGGAGCAGAACAGCCCAGUGGGAACUGAACCUGGUCAAUGGGUACAAAAUACAGGAUGACUGUUGGAGGGUGGUGGUGAGAUGAAAUGGAGUACCCCAGAACAGGGUGGUCCAAUGUGCAGCUGGCCCUCAAGGCCUUUUUUUGGCGGCCCUUGGCAACAGUGGAUGCCCCCACCCCCCAGUCCUCGUGAGGCUCUCAGCUUUGGGGAGGAGGCAUGAGGGUUCUGACAGGGUCCUAGAGUCCUUCCUCCUCCUUCACAAAGCCUAUUUGGCACUUUCCCAACUUUGGGAAGGAGGUGCGAGGGACCCCAAAGCCCAGCGCCUCAUUUAGCUGGCUUGGGGGCAUCAGAUUUUGGCGUUACCCACCCACUCACCCCCCCUUGUGACAAGGCAGUCAGUGGCCCACAUGUUCCAUGUCAAAGUACUAUUGCGGCUCACUUGGUAUAAAACGUUUGUCCUCCCUGCCCUAGAAGAGGACACACCUUGAACCUAGUAUGGGGCUACUCCAUACUGCAACUUUUUGGUUACAGACCCCACUUGUUAUCCCAGUAUUGCUGGCAGGAGGUGGGUGGUUUGAGGCUGAGACAAAGAAAAGGAGAGGCUCUGAUGUGGCCCUGAAGCCUUUGCAGCAGAGGAGAGAUUUGCCCUGGAGGCCUUGAGCUCAUAACUCUUCAUCACUAUACAACAUCAACUCAGAGCAUUCUUGUGUUUUUGAAACCUUUUAACCCUCAGGGAUCUCCAAAUUGAAAACCUGAAGAAAGAAGUGGAUCUUCUUCGAGCAGAGCUGGAGAGGAUUAAGCUUGAGGUAACAUGGGGCACUCUGUGUGCUUGUGUGUGUAGGCAAAGUGAGAUGUCUUACUUCAAUUAAUAACUAUGAUACAUUGGAAUUUAGUGGAUUCAUGGAGAUUGCAUCAUCCUAAGGAAAAAGCAUAUACAUAUUUUGCAGAAAUUCAUAAUACCCAGCAUAGAAUUGAUUUCUUUCUAACAUCAGCAUCAUUACAUCCCUUUACUAGCUGAUGUGACAUUGAUAUUCCCAUUAUAGCUGAUCACUCAGCAGUAAUACUGGAAUAUAAUUUAUCUAAAAACCAGGAAGGUAUGAGGAGAUGUAUCUUAAUAUAUCAUUACUAAAUGAAAAAAACUUCAUUUAAUAUAUAACCCAAGAAACGCAAAUAUAUUUUAAAAAUAACUCCAAAUCUUCAGUGUCAAGACUGAUGGAAUGGGAAGGAUAUAAAGCUUACAUCAGAGGGAAGAUAAUAUCUUCUCUGCCAACAAGGCCAAGCUGCAAAGAUUAAAAGAAAAUAAUCUAAAAAUUUCUUUAAAAACACUGUGGGGCGAUAUGGCAAAUAACCAAUCUAAGGUUACAUAUGAAAGAAUACAACAACAAACAUUAGAGAUGAAUAAUAUACUAGCUCAAAAAAUUGAGUUCAGCCUACUAAGUCUAAGACAAAUAUAUUGGGAACAGGGAGAAAGACCGAUAUUGAAAGGUGGGGACCUCUAAACCUCUCCCUUUGGGGAAAGGUUAAUGUCCUCAAAAUGAAUGUUGUUCCAAAGCUUUUAUACAUUCUUAGAGGAUUACCAAUGUAUAUUCCCAAAUUAUACUUCCAAAAAACAAAUCAACUAUUUAGAUCGUGCCUGUGGGGUACAAAGCCACCAAAAAUAUCACCACAUAAAAUGCAACUUCCAACUAAGGAAGGCGGCUUUGGGCUCCCAAAUCUGGAAUUGUAUCACCAGGCUUACUUGCUGAGUAAGACUAAUUAUUGGAGAGCUUAGCAGGAAUCCCAAUUGGGCUACUCUCGAAUAUAGUUUCUUUGAACCUCUUGUAGGGUGGACUAAACUUGGCUCCAAUUUUAUGAAAUAUCCUAUUAUGCUGGAGACUAUUAAAGCACCUAUAAAAAUUUGAAUGAAUAUAAAUAAAAAUAAUAAGGAUGACCGCUAUCAGCAUGAGAAAUUAACAAUAUGGGCCAACCCAAAAUUAAAAAUUGGAAAUCAAGUAAUAAUUUUGCAAAAUUGGAUGAAAAAAGGUAUUUUGACAUUGAAUCAAUCAAUUGAUGGAAAUUACAAAUUUGUGGAAUAUAAGACUUUGCAAGUAAAGUAUGGAUUAACCAGUGAAACAAAAUGGCAAUACAUCCAAUUGAAACAUAUGUUGGAAAGGCAGUUUGGCCCUGACUUUAUAGCAGCAUCAGAAACACCCAUGCUGCUACAAGGUUUAACCUCUGCAACAAAAACAAAGAACUCUACACUUGCACUAUAUAAAACCCUACUCAACAGAAAGAAAUAUGAUUUAGAAUAUGAUAGACAAAAAUGGAGUGAAGAGUUAGGGGUACAGAUAACAAAUGAUAAAUGGGAGUCAAGUAUAAAAUCAACAGAAAUAGCUUCUAUGGAUUUAAGACUUAUUCAGCAGAAAAUAAUAUUCAGAGUCCACUGGACUCCAGCAAAACUUUACCAGAAAAAAAUAACAAGUGCAGACAACUGCUGGAGAUGUGGGAGUAAAAUGGCAAACUCAGUAUAUAUGUUGAUUAACUGCCCGAUGAUAAGAUCAUUUUGGUGUGAGGUGAGGAUAUUUAUAGCAGGAGUAAUAAAAAGAAAUUGUUAUUUAGGGGAACUGAAUUUAAUUCUAAAUUAUAUUCCAGAAAUGUGGGAGAUUUCAAGGGGUCAAAAAAAAAUGGGUGUACCGUGCUAUAUUAGAAGCAAAAAAAAUUGUUUUGAUGAAUUGGAAGAGCCGCAAAAAGAUUUCAUUGAGCACAUAGAUUUAUAAUAUGGACAGAUUAGCUACAUACGAAUGAAUUGCAUGUCGAUGAAAAAUAAGAAUGUGAAUCUGAAUUGUCAAAUUGUAUUAUUAUUGUUAUUAUGGUUUUUGUUGUUUGUGUCUUUUGUGGUUGAUUUUAUCGAAAAAAUGAUUAAAUAAUUUUUUACAAAGUGAGAUAUCUUACUUUGGGUGCUACAAAAAGGAAGUAAACUGAUAAUUUUUUAUAUUUUUAUAUUUUUACUGCUAGGGAGUAGGGAAGAGGCGCUUGUGAGAUUUUGUAUGUCAAGUGCUAAAUGAGCAUUGCUUGCCUUGAAUAAUUCGGCAGAGAGUUGGUGAUUGGCAUCCAGUGAGCUUUAUGGCCAUGUAAGGAUUUGGUCCCAGGCCGACAUUCUUACCAUUGCACCACAUGGACACUUGCUGCUUCCCCCAGUGGCCAGCAAGAUGCCUGUGUGGGAAGCCCAAAAGCAAAGGGCACAAGAGCAUCCUGCUUCUGAUCCUGCAGGUAACACACUAGCUGUCAUAAUUAUAGCCAUUGCUUUGUAUGUGUUUUGCUGCAAUACUCAGGCUCAGAGAUACAUCACUCAGCUGAAGGCCCAGAUUAACAGCCUGGAGGCGGAGGUGGAAGAGCAGCGGAAGCAGAAGCAGAAGGCCCUGGUGGACAACGAGCAGCUCCGGGAUGAGCUGGAGAGGCUGCAGAAGGCAAAGCUGGAGGGAGACAAGAGUCGAGGGCUCUACCUAGAAGCAGAAAGUAGGUGGUGCCUUUGGAAAGCAGGUUAUGUGUGUUGACCUGUGCUUUUCUAACAGCAAUAAUAAGAAAAUCCUAUUUAUUGUGCUAAGGAAUGUGCACUUGGCACUGUCUACCUCAGGGAUGGGGAGCCUCAGGCCUGGGGUCCAGAUAUGGCCCUCCAAUUUCUCUGCCUGGCCCCUGGAACUACCCCAAGGCCCACACACGCCCUCUCUUCCCAGGCCAUGCCUCUCACUGGCCCUGCUUCAAACCCUGCGUGUUUCUAGUAGGUUAUGGAAUGGGACCUUGGGCUCUGAUGUUGCCUCUUUCUUCUCUGGAUGGAGGAUAGAGAGGGGUGUGCAAGUGUAUACAGAAGUAGUGAUUCACAUUUGUUCCUCUGCCUGCUGUUGUCUGUGGCCCCAGCCACCACUGUAAUGUGGAAGGCUGCCCAGAAGGAAAUGUGUCCCUUUAACUGGAAAAUAUUGCUGACUGCUUAUCUGCAUAAAAAAGCAUGUGUGCUUUGCCUGAGUUUUGACACACCCACCCCAAACGCACCACCAGCCGGAAGCAGUUUUUGAUGGCACAAAUUACUUCCUCAUGGUCCUGCAGCCUGUGGAAGCUAGAACGGCUGUUGGCAGUCACCUGUAAGGCAGGACCCACAACCCAUUUGCUUGUUCCUUGGGACAGGCUCUUCUGGGCAGCUAGUUGCCCACCAUGGCUGCCAAGGUUCAAUAGUUGGACUGAGAAUGCAGCUCAUGACAAUCUCAUUCCUUUUUCCAGAGAAGGCCAGCGCCACAGAAACCCGCUACAUCAAGCUGAAGGAGAAGCACAAUGAGUUGAUCAACACACACGCAGAGCUCCUGAGAAAGGUAAUGACAGUGCUGGCUGCCAACUUCCCACACUGUUCCAUUGGGUAUUUGCAUGCAAGAGGAGAUGGGAGGGCGCCUCCGCAUUCACAUUCCACAAGGGCUGGCUUCUCUCUUAGUCACAGCCUUCGGUUCCAGCAGUGGUCAAGCAUGGCUCUAAGUCUCUGGCUUCUGCCUGCUUCCAGCCCGCCUCGCACACACAGCUCUGGCUUUUUGUCUUUCUCACUACCACCCAUUUGUCCUCAGGCACAGAGCAACUUCUUUUGCUAUACUAACAAUGGUACUCGCUGGAUCCAGGGUCCAGGAAUUAGAAGGGACCCAGGCACCAUACAGACUAUCCCUGCAAUCUCAAAAUGAUGCUUAAAAUAUGUUUGAUGUUUUUUAAUACCAAGAAUGCAGACACGGCCAAGCAGCUGACAGUUACCCAACAGAGCCAAGAGGAGGUUGCCCUGGUCAAGGAGCAGCUGGCCUUCCAGAUGGACCAAGUCAAACGGGAGUCAGAAAUGAAGGUUUGCUGCUUUGAUCUCUCUUCCCCUGUAACAGGGCAGGGGGCUCCCUAUUCAGAAACUGUUGAGGAGCUGUUUUGAUCUAGGGGUGGGCUGAAAUAAUGUUUGGUACUAAACAUCUAAAGCACCUGACUUUCUCCCAAAGAAUCCUAGGAACUGUAGUUUGUUAAGGGUGCUGAGAUUGUAGGCGUGUGAGGGGUAAACUACAGGUCUCAGGAGUCUUUGGGGAGAAGCAGGGUGUGUUAAAUGUGCUUUAACGGUAUGGUGUGAAUGUGACCAUGGAGACUAGGCGCAGCUCAGGACAUAAUUGAGGGAUGGCUCAGCAAGCUUGAGUCCCAAGUUUGUAGUGCCAGGCCCCUGAUUCCUGCUGCUCCCCCCUUGUUGACAUUAAAAAAGAGAUAUUGGAGGGCGCAGUUAGGUGUUAAGAGCUCAGCCACACACCACCUUGAUUUGCUCAGAGGCAUCUGAAAAGUUUGCGCAUUUUUACAAGGAUGCACUUUCUCUUUGAUUCCCUCUGUGUAGUUAGAAGAUCAUAUGUUGCAGAUGGAGCAGGUGAAGAGAGAACUGGAAUCUAAGAAAGAGGAAUUGGCUCAGCUUCAGCAGUCACUCAGCCGUUCCAAGCAGGUAUGCAGGCUGGGGUCGUUUGUGGCCUGUGUUGUUUGUGGGGCUGAGGGUUAAAAUCUUGCAGUGGUUUCCCCUUCCCACAUGAUACUCUACUGAGGAGUCUCUGAUGUAUCAGCCACUGAGAGGUACCUUUUUUAUACAGGACAGCUCCUUAUUGGUUAUACCCCAUGUUAGCUAUACUCAGAGUAGACCCAUUGGUGUUAAUGGGCAUGAUUUCAGUGGGUCUGCUCUGAGUAUGAUUUAGUUCAAAAGAACUCCAUGCAUUGUGAGUUAGAUUUAUGUAUAACUUUUUUUUAAAGACACCUUUCAAUUUAGAAAACUUUGAAGUCAGCUGACAACUAUAUUAAAUUAUAUAUCGUGUGUGUGUAUUAUAUUGCUUUUGUUUGUUGUUGUUUCAAAGUUUGACUGCAUGUAUCUUUUGUAACUUUGUAUGCUGCCUUGAGCACAUGUAGGUAUAGUCAAGCGGGAUUUCAAUCCUGAAAUAAAUCAAAUUAAAACAGCAUCCACUCGGAAUAAAAGCCAGCAUUAAAAAUAAAAUAAAAUAGUAGGGAGCUCUCAUAAAAUAGCAGUGGGAGUAUUCCUGUGGGUUGUCUUGCAAAAAGCCAUGAGGCAUCUGUCUCCACUUUGCUGCCCUGCUGUGCAGUCCUUUGCCUUAGGUGGCCCAUCUUGCACUGUCCCAAUGUUAAGGGUGCUUUGGUUGCGCCUCCCCUGAGAACCCUCUCCACUACUCUCUAGAGAAGCUCAUCUCAUGCUUUUGAUGUGCCCAUAUACUAGACUGUUUAUUGCUUAUUGUUUUUUCAUUUUAUUCACAGCAUUUAUAUGCAGCUCUUUAGUUGCAAAGGCUCAUGGAGCAGCUUGGAAAUCAUUAGAAAUAACACAAGCUUACAAUCUAAAAAGCCAUGAUGUAAAAAGGAAAAGGGGUGGGGAUGGAAGAGGAGCUCAAACUGGUGUUUGUUUGGAGCACCAAAUUGUUGGAAGGCUCUGAUAAUAACCAGCUGGGAUUAAAAUAGCCCAUUUUUCUUGUCCCAAACUCACCAAAAGUUGAGGUUUGUAACUCAAAUCCUUCACCUGUUCCUUCGCCUCUUGCAGUGUCAUGUGGUUUAGGUGGAGGAAACUCCUCUUAAGCCUUCCCACCCAAGUCAUCUUAGGUUAAAUUACCUCAUGAAGAGGACAAUGAGCAUGUGAAAAACCGCAUUAGUAGGGGGAGGUGAUUGAGAGGGUGGGGCCAAGCUGAAGCGGGAGAGCUGGGCAAUGAAGCUGUGAGCCAGCAGGUCGCUUGUCCUCCAUGCAGGCCGGUUCAGACCUCAACACCCAACUGGAAGCCCUCCAGGCCGAGAAGGAGACACUGAGGAAAGUGGUCAGUGAGAAGGACUGUGAGCUCAUCUCGACAAAGGGCCUGAUCCAAGAAAAGGAGCUGCUCUUGAGCCAGGAAGCAGAGAAGAGAGCAAAGGAAGUUCAGGAGCUGCAAGGGAAGCUCUUGGAAAAGGUACUCAAGGGAGAAACAAAGUCUUGGCAGCGGAGGCUGGUCCAUCGGGUGUGUGGGAUGCUGCCCUGACAGCUCGCUCUGUGCUUGGCCAGACCUCUCCUGCCUGCUUACCUCCAGCCAGCCCAGGGGAUGAUCCUGGCUAUCAGCUUCCUCCUCCCCAGGGCUCCUCCAGAAUGGUGCUUUUUGCUAGAGUAUUCUGAAACAUGUCAUUGACACAAUAAUAGAGCAUUAGUGGUGAAUUUAUACCGGACCAUCCACACUUCAUUCCGCUUUAUUAGCCAUUCUGCGAUGCUUCCCCAGCGCUCCUGCAUUACUGUUGUCUUGAGGGGCGCUCCUGCACUGUAGGGCAACAAAAGUGAGGCAAAAGGACCCCUAGAACAUUUGUGGCAUGAAAAGUUACAGGAAUUUCUGCAGAAGGUUACAGGACAUGCGCUGUUUGGAAAUGAAGCAGGAUGUCUGCCCUGAAACUUUUGUAGGUGUGAACAGUAUUGAAAAUGGGGUUGUGUAUAACCAUCCUUAUAUUAUCAUGAGCACAAACCAUCAUGAAUGCACAACAAGGAUGUCUGGAAGGGCCCCUUCCUCCCAGUACUGCCAUUACAGGAGUCAAUAUGAGAACGGGGGCAACACUAGAAUGCAUUGGCUCUGUCCGUCAUUGGCUCUGGCUCCGCCUGCCAUUAGCCUCCUUGCCAGUUCCCAAAAGACACCGGGCACAACUGAGCCUUGGAAAGCUUUUGUCUGGUUAGGGAAGGCAAGGGAAACAGCGGGCUGAGCAAUGGAGAGAGGGAGCCAGUUAGCAGCACUGUAGGCCUCCCCUUUGCCCAGUCUGGAUCAUGAAAGAGCAGUGAAUACGUGGGUCCCGGGAGGGCACUGUUAACUUAAACACUUUGGGACAAUCCCACAGAAAGGUCAGGAACAGAACCUGCAGCAGAAACUCCUGGAGGAGCAGUUCAGCAUUCUGCAAGGGACAGUGAAGGAGGCUGAGAGCAUCAUUCAGGACGCCGUUGCCAAGCUGGACGAUCCUUUGCACAUCCGAUGCACCAGCUCACCAGGUAGGUCUAAAGGUCCAAGGGCAUGGAUGAGUCUGACAGUGGCUUGGCUUUGUUUUGUUUUUCUUAACCUAUUUUUUAAGAAGAGCAAGUUCCUGUCCCUUGUAACAGCCCAGGAAUCCUUGAGUAAACCUCUCAAGCAAGCCUGGCAUCAUUCAGAAUCCUGAGGCAGUGGCCAAGGCCCUCCCAGGGAUGCCUGUCCUAGCCCCCUCCUCUCAAAUCCAGCCCCCACUCCAUGCUCCAAUUAGCAACCUGAGAGAGUUGCCUUUUCGAUGUCCUACAAUGCCCCAAGUGAUGCUGCAUUGAGGCCAUUGUGAGACAUUUAAAUGGCAGCUGCCCCAGACCUGGUGGUCUGCCUGUCUUGGAGCACUGCCGCUGCCAAGGAAUCACACCAGGGCUGAGCCCCACAACCCCUUUCAGGGAUGUAAGGGAGGGAGCCUGCCAGGGGAAACCUGGGCAGCUGAGGCUCCUUCACUCCGGAGCUGGCUCUGCUUCUAAGGCACACAAAGCACGAGAGUCCAUUUUAUCUUGUUUUCCCAUAGGCCUCCUUCUCUGCCCUUGCUUUUCUCUCCGCAGAUUACCUCGUCAGCCGCGCACAAGCAGCACUGGAGUCAGUGAACGCUGUGGAAAGUGGACAUGGGCGCUACCUGUCCAACCUGGCAGGUAAACAUUGCUGGGUUGCCGCUGCAGUUCUCCUACUUGUGGGGCAGGGUGGGAGUGUAGGGAGUCUGGUGUUGCUGGCAAAGACAGAUUGUGCCUCUCCUGCCAUCACGAACAUUGUUUCUUCAAAUGCUCCCCCCCCCCCGGCCAACCCCCUCACCAAAAAAGAAAAGCUAAAUGUCUGGUGACUACAUGGAACAUUUCACCAAGUGGUAAAGCUUCAGGCUGAUUUUUAAUCCUUGCACUUUUAGCUAUGUUCUACCCCCCACCCCCCGUGGAGGGGGUAGGUCUGGGGGAUGGGUUUGGAUGGAGUCAAUAAAAGGUGCAGCCGCAAAGCCUUCUGCUCACGAGUUAUCCAGUCUUGGAGGUGUUAAGCCUGUGCCUUCCGUUGCUGGGGAAUGCAGGUGGGGAAAGUGCUGUUGUGGCAGGUCCUUUUGUGAGCUUCCCAGAGACACCUGGCUGGCCGCUGUGAGAACCAGGUUGCUGGACCUUUGGCUUGAACCAGCCGUCGGGUUCUUCUGAUUCUUUUUUCUUUUUUCUUCUCAAAUGUUUUGCAUUGAAUUUUAAUAACAACAAGCAAGUUACAGAAAAAAGAAAGAAAAUAGUUUUUGUUAUAAAAAAAACAAGAAGUUGUCACAAUUGCCAAUAAAGUAUAGGAAACAGCUGUGUGAUUUGCGGAGUCAAAAAUAAAACAUAUCAAGAGGAAGAGGAUGUGUAGUCUAUAAUUGCAAAGGGUUCCAUGGUCUGAACUGAAACAAUUACAAAUUGUUAUUUCAAAACAGAAGAUUAAAAUACCUUGAACUGUACUAAACCCAGACACUUGCACAGCCCUGUUUAACCUGAGCUGCUGUAUUCGUGUAUAAAAUGAAAUUGGACCAAAUGACAAAGAUAGUGAUCUUGAGCAUUUUGGGCCCUGAACUCUUCUGAUGUUCUUAUGGGAUGGCCACAGUUCAGAGCUACAGUGGGGUUAGAAGAGAAAAGAGCUGGGGGAAGAGUUGGACUGAGGUUAACCUACGUUUAACCUGGACAAACCUUCAGGGUCUCUGCUCCUUGUGGUGCUUAGCUGAAUGCUGCCACUCUGGGCUUAUCUCAAAUGAGAUGGUUUUAUCCCUGUGAUCCACUUCUGGAUUUCCAUCUUGGUAUUUCUCUUCAUUUCUUAGAUGUCACUGGAUUGGUUGGUGCUCUGGCCCAAUUUGCCCACCUGACUGCAGACACCAUUGUGAAUGGCAGUGCUACUUCCCACCUGGCGCCCACAGAUCAUGCAGACAGUGAGUAAAUUUGCAAAGGUUCUUUUUCCCCACCCCUGAAGUCAGAAGUGAUGCAACUCUUUUCACACGAUUUUCCUGAAUGCGAAACCUGGCUUUUAGAAAUGGUUGGAACCCAGUGUGUAAGGACCAGGAGACUUCAAGCGCCUCUUUGCUAUCUGGUUUUUUUCUUCUUCUUCAAUCCAUUCAUGCAUCCUCUAAACAGGGGAGGGGCAACUUUUGCCUGGCUGGAAUGUGCCCUUGACCUCUGAGAAUGCUUCUUGCAUACCUGGAUGGGAGGAUAGAGAGAGAGAGGCAUGAAUGUGUAGAAACAAGCCUACCAUACAAAGGAAAAAACCACAUUUGUUCCUUUCCCAAUUUUGCCUACUGCUGGCAUGUGGCCCCUGGAAACAGAGGAGGUGUGUUAACUGUGUGCAAAUUUGAGCAUGUUCAUCAGUCUCUAAACUCAUAAAUUUAGCACUGAAGGCUUCUGUAAUUGGGUGACAAUCCUAGAACUUACUAUGGGGAUAAGGAGACACAAGCAUGGUCAGGUGCAAGAAUAACAUCCAUAUUUCUGAUGUGUGUAAUGAACUCUGCUCUUCCUUGGGGUUUGUACUGGGCUCUUAUCCAGAUUACAGAUCAGGCCAACAUCCUCAUAGCUUCCACAAUCCUGCAAUAUCUGUUAUUCCCAAAGCAUACCCUGAGCCUCAGGACUUCCACAUAUUUGUUCUGAAAUGCUUCUCCUGUAGCUCCUCCAAUGAAAGCUAAAAAAUGAGCUUAUUCCUGAGCUUCCCACAGUCAUGCUAGUUUCCCUUGUAUGUGUGUAAUUUUUAUUUUAUUUUCUUCUUCUUGCCAGAAUUGACUGAAACCUGCAGGGACUGUGGGCAGCAGAGUCUGGACUAUCUGAGCAAGCUGAAAGACAAACAGUCUCUCCGACAAGCAGAUUUGGCAGAUGUGAGGAAGAGGCUGCUGGGACUUCUUCAGCUGGGACAGGUAAACAGAGUUGAGGAAUGGAGUGGGGAAAUCCAUUGGGGAACACUGUGAUCUCACAAUUUAUGCUUAUUAGUGUACUUCUACACUUCCCUAACUUGGCCAUGGCAGUGAGGAGGCAAAACAUAGAAUUGUAGAGUUGGAUGGUCCAAGGGGUCAUCUUGUCCAACCCCCUGCAAUGCAGGAAUCGCAAGUAAAGAAUCGCUGACAGAUGGCCAUCUAACCUCUCUUUAAAACCUGCAGUGAAGGAGAGCCCACCACCUUCUAAGGGAGUCCAUUCCACUGUUGAGUGACUCGCUGUCUAGAACUUAUUCCUAAUGUUUAGUUGGAACCUCCUUCCUUAUAAUUUGUAUCCGUUGACUAAUGGUUUCUUUCAGUAAAAGAGCAGCUAGCUGUGUAAUGCUGGGGUGGGGAAACUGCAGCGCUCCAUAUGUUGUUCAACUACGUUGUCCUUGGCCAUAGGCCAUGCUGGCUGGGGCUAAGGGGAGUUGGAAUCCAAAAAAACUUGAAUGGAGGACUGCAGGAUCUUCACACUUCAAAGUGUUGGUGUUGACCUUUGAAGCCCUACAUGGCUGAAGGAGCGUCUCCACCCCCAUCGUUCAGCCCAGACAAUGUGGUCCAGCACUGAGGGCCUUCUGGCAGUUCCCUCACUGUGAGAAGUGAAGUUACAGGGAACCUUCUUGGCAGUAGUGCCCUUCCUGUGGAAUGCCCUCCCAGCAGAUGUCAAAGAGUUAAGCAACUAUCUAAUUUUUCAGAGAUAUCUGAAAGCAGCCUUGUUUCAGGAAGCUUUUAAUGUUGGUUGUUGUUGUAGUAGUAAUAAUAGUAGUUGUUUGCUGUAUUUUUGUUGGAAGCCUCCCAGAGUGGCUGGGGCAAUCCUGUCAGUUGGGCAGGGUACACAAAAUUUCUUCUUCUUCUUCUUCUUUUCCAUUUGAGCCAAGUGUCCCCUUUAAGGACUCUCUUUCUAUUUUGACCAGGAAUUGAGACCCAAAAGCUUAGACAUCCGGCAAGAAGAACUGGGUGACAUGGUUGACAAAGAGAUGGCCUCCACCUCUGCUGCAAUCGAAGACGCGGUCAGGAGGAUAGAGGUGAGAUGAACCUGUUUGGUUGGUUGUUUUAUUAAUAGUCAACCUUUUAGGGAAGGCCGUGUGCAGCUGAAGCAUAUCCACUUGAAAUACAUUUGAGUGGUAAAAAAAACUACCAGGAUUCAAGAAUCAGGGGCAUAAAAACAUUAAAGGAAGGCAGACUGAACAAAUAAGUCUUCAAGACAUGUUUGAAGGCCUUUUGUAGUUCUGAAGGGAGUUCCGCUGCACCAAGUAGACCCUGUCCUUUCUCCCCACCACCCUAAUUAACAGCACUUGUGGGCAGUCAAGUAAGUGCCACUGUAGUUGAACUCAGGGCUUUUUUGCAGACGGAACUCAGUUCAGAACCUCUUUUUCUAGAAAAAUAGCAUUGGUUGAACUUAAUAAAAUGGGCAGAUGUCAUAUGGGUGAAGAUGUACUUGAGUGGCAAAAGGAGAGUACAACUCCGCUCAAUACACAACUGCUUGACUUGUUAUUUGUGAUAUUUUUAGGAUGCAGUAAACUCCUUAGCACUUUUCUUUUGACGUGUCAAGCAGUAUAUAAUUUACCUAAAUGAAACAAAUAAAUAUAAAUUACCCAGAUAAAUGAUUAAUAGGUGGACUUCGCUGCCACAAGAUGUAGUGGUUGGUUGGUGGCUUUAAAAGGCAAUUGGGCAUGUUUGUGAAGAAAGAAGCAUGUCAGUGGCCAUUAGUCCCAAUAGCUAAAUGGAGGGGGGUGGGGGUGGCAUCAUUGUCCUGCUUAACAGCUUCUUUGAAGCAUCUUGCUGGCUGCUAUAAAGACCAGGGGCGCCUUUGUCAAUUAGACCCCAACUACAGGCCUGUUGUGCUGCCCGACUGAAUGAAGCUCUGUUUGAUUUUUCUGCAGGAAAUGAUGAAUCAGGCCAGAAUAGAGAGUUCUGGUGUGAAAUUAGAAGUAAAUGAAAGGUGAGUCUGCAGGAUCAAAGAUCCACAAGGAUGUAGUUUGCACUUGGGGUACAUUUCUUUUUCAUUUGCAACACUUCCAGCUAAAAAAGAAUUUCUGAUAACACAGAUAGGAAAGACUUUUGCCAGGGACCUGGAGAGAGCACACUUGGAAUACCACUUGGAGAUUUUGAAAAAAAUAAGUGUAAUAAUAAUGAUGAUGAGUUAUGGUCAUCUUGCCUCAGAAACAAUAUUGUAGAGCUGGAAGACUAUGAUGGACCUUUGGCCUGAUCCUGCAGGACUGUUCUUACAUUCUUAUCUGCUACCUGUAUUUCUUUAUUCAAAGAGUUUUCAAUACAAUCACAUUUCAAAUCACUUUUCAGCCAUGAAGCUCACCCUGAAGGUAUAUAUGGAAGGUAUAUUUGGGAAAGUAGUUAUCUCUCUUGAUCUAAGCUGCUAAUCUUGCCGGGUGGUUGUGAGGAUAAAAAGCAAUAAUCCACUGUUUGUUGCCUUGAGCAUGUGGAUUUGCAUAAUAUUGUUGGCACAGACUGAACCCCCAGCACUCAGCGUUUGAACUGAAGCAUGAGUUUUCCUGUUUGUUUUGCUACUGAAUAACCUCUUGCUGUGCUGUAGAGGUGAUUCCUUUUUACUGAAGGGUCUCUUCUCCCAUGGUUCAGCUCGCCUGCCUUUUGUUUUGUUUGUGUGCAAUAAGUGUAGUGUAGUUCCAGAGACCUGAAGAGGCUUUGCCAUAGAUAACUAAGGAAGGAGACGCUGUUGGUGUGCAUGAUUAUUUUCCCCUUCAAUAUAUUCUUGGGUCCUAAUGCUGUGUUCUGUCACUAGAUGGUAAAGGGACGCAGGUGGCGCUGUGGUCUAAACCACUGAGCCUCAUGGGCUUAUCGAUUGUAAGGUCAGCAGUUCGAAUCCACGUGAUGGGGUGAACUCCCAUUGCUCUGUUCCAGCUUCUGCCAACCUAGCAGUUCGAAAGCACCCCAGUGCAAGUAGAUUAAUGUAGUGGGAAGGUAAACAGCAUUUCCAUGCGCUCUGGCACUCCUCACGGUCCUCCAUGCACCAGAAGUGGUUUAGUCCUGCUGGCCACAUGACCCAGAAAGCUGUCUGUGGACAAAUGCCGGCUCCCUCGGCCUGAAGCGAGAUGAUCAGUGAUUUUGACUGGACUUAGCCACCUAGGGGUUCUUUACCGUUACCUUUACCUAGUAGAUGGUGCUGCAGUGCUGGCUGUUUACCUCUUUUUAUAUCAUAACACAAACAGCAUUGCAGUGAUCCCUGGCGAAAGAAUUGAAGCAAUUCACCAACAAAGAGAAGAGUGAAAUAACCACCCCCAUGCUUUUUCGUUUACUGUGCACCCUCAGAGAAUCAAUUUCAAGGUUCCUUGGGAGAAACAAGAAAAAGUGGUUUUAAACUGUUUUCCCUUGGUAGUGUAGAUGCAAACAACAAUAGAAUCAUCAUUAUUUAAAAUGUUAUUUCCAAAUUUUAGGGCUUAAUCAAUCCUUUGAGAGAGUUAAGCAUCUUCUUUUUUGUUUCCCACAGAAUCUUGAACUCUUGCACAGACUUGAUGAAGGUGAGUGCCUUUGUAAUUUAUUAAAGCCCCAGCUAAGUACUUGAAAAACCCAGCUGUUACCAGAUGGCUGGACUUCUGGAGGGUAUUUAACACUGCAUGGUUAACAAGAUCUCUAGAUAUUCAGCAUGACCUUUUAUUUCAGGUUAGCAUUGCCACUAAGGGAAGUUUCAGAAGUAUUGUACUGUGUCUGGAGGGUCAGGUCUUUUUUGUUGUACUGGAAUCCCUAAAGCUGUAGGGAAAUCCUUCUAUUAAACAGAGUGGUUUGUUGUUUUUGUCUCUUUCAGGCAAUCAGGCUUCUUGUGAUGACAUCUACACAUUUACAGAAGGAGAUAGUAGAAAGUGGAAGGGUAAGGCUGUUCUUUUUGGACCUUAUGUUCUUCCUUUGCAUGAAAAGUAUGGGGGGCACUGAACAUCUGGCAGGGAGAAGCCUGGAAAUGUGGGCUGCACCAGCUCCUUGUGUCACAUCAUUACUUAAGACUGAAGACUCCCAAGUAACGGUUUUGUCUGUUUUCUCGUGGCCUCUAUGAAGCAUUUAAAGCUAUAUCAAAUGCUAUUCAGAUAAUGCCUCUUCCUUCUCUACAAGAGAACCUGUUUUUAUUGCAUUCCCAACCAUUGGCUAUGCUGGCUGAGGCUGAUAAGAGUUGGAAUCUAGCAAGCCCUGGAGGCCCAGAAGAUCCCCAUCCAUGCUCGAGAGCAGGGUUAACCAAACUUGGGUCUCCAGCUAUUGUUGGACUACAACCCCCAUCAUCCCUAGCUAGCAGGACCAGUGGUCAGGGAUGAUGGGAAUUGUAGUCCAACAUCAUUUGGGAACCCAAGGUUGGAGAAAGGCUGCUCUAGAGUAAAGAAUGCUGAGAAGGAACUCCCCUGACCCCACCUCUUCCCUCUCUUCUCUUGAGUCAGUAAAACAACUCCUGCUGCAGUCCUGUAUUAAGCACCCCAGCAGGGCCUCCUCUUGGGGAACCACUUCCAUCAGGAAUUGUGAGCCUGUGGCUCUCCAGAAGUUGCUGGACUACAACUCCCACCAUCCCUGGCCGCUGGCUGUGCUGGCUGGGACCGAUGGGAGUUCUAGACCAUGUUCCUCCUAAUCCCUGAGCUAGACGGACUUCCUGCCACCACUUGCAUCCGUCCCCAGUAUAAGGCGGCUUUGUUUACCCAUUUGUGACCUUUCAGUAAGCACACCUGUCACCCCAGUCUUUGAAGAAGCUACCAGAGGGUGUGUUUUCCAGGCAGAGUUGCAUCAUCUUUUCCAUUUUGAAGCAUGUUUUGCUUACCAAAUAAAGCUCAGCCUUAUUGUGAAAGCUAAGUGUCCUAUCUCUCAUGGAACACUAGGGGGCAGCAACACCGCAGGAGUUUUAUGCCAAGAACUCGCGUUGGACGGAGGGACUCAUCUCUGCUUCUAAAGCCGUGGGAUGGGGAGCAACACAGCUUGUGUAGGUAUCUCAAUUGCUUGGGCUUUCUUUUCCAAGCCACUUGCUUUGUGGAUUGAAACACAAGGGAAUGGCUUCACUAAUCCUCUGUCUUUUUGCUCCCCACUUCAGAGAGUCUGCGGACAAAGUUGUCCUACACACAGGCAAAUAUGAGGAACUGAUUGUCUGUUCGCACGAAAUCGCAGCCAGCACAGCUCAGCUUGUAGCUGCCUCCAAGGUAAUCACCCCAGAAGGAAAAAUAGUCUGCACUCUUCUCAAACUGUGCAGAACUGGGUGCAGUUCACAUGCCUACAGCCCCAUCUCAGAAGCAACAUGCUUUGCAUUGGGCUGGGAAUUCUGGAUUUUUUGCUCUUAGAACUGUACCAAAAACAUCCAAUGAAAUCUCAAAUGAGAAAGGAGAGUGAGGGUUCUGUUGCCAAAGUAGGCUCUAGUGUGCCCAGAGCCCCUUGCAGAAGCAACUUCCUACAUAGGUAAAGGUAAAGGGACCCCUGACCGUUAAGGCCAGUUGCAGAUGACUCUGGGGUUGUGGCGCUCGCUUUACAGCCUGAGGGAGCCAGCAUUUGUCUGCAGACAGCUUCCGGGUCAUGUGGCCAGCAUGACUAAGCCGCUUCUGGUGAACCAGAGCAACGUACAGAAACACGGUUUACCUUCCUGCUGGAGUGGUACCUAUUUAUCUACUUGCACUUUGACAUGCUUUUGAACUGCUAGGUUGGCAGGAGCAGGGUGGGAGCUCACCCCGUUGCGGGGAUUCAAACUGCCGACCUUCUGAUCGGCAAGUCCUAGGCUCUGUGGUUUAGACCACAUGCUCAGGUACAAAUACGCUUAGCAGCUAUAACUCAUAAGAACACCAUAAGACCCCUGCUGGAUCAGGCCAAUGGCCCAUCUAAUGUCGCGUCCUGUUCUCACGCCAGCCAGAUGCCUGUGGGAAGCCUGCAAGCUUCCCCACCCGUGGUUCCCUCAGGGGACCAUUUUCCUCUGCUACCAUCUUCAUUUGAAGCUUUUUGCAUUUCCUGGGUUCAUUCUCAAGGCCCCAAACCUGAACCCAGAAAAAAGCACACUGCCAAUCCUCUCUUUUCGCCUCUCUCCUUUUGCAAAGUGGCUGCAGUUAUCAGAGGUUGGCCCUGGGGGAAAGAUGAAGGUGUAAGGUACCAAAGGAGAGUUCUCUCCCCCGCCUUCACUCCUCACUGGUUUCCACAAAUUCACAGAGGAGGUUGAGGCUAUCAGUGCUGAUAACCAUAAGGGAUAUGUACUACCUCCAAUAUCUGAGGUGGGUGCUAGGAAUCGCAGCUGGGGAGAGUUGUUGUUGUACUUGGGUCCUGUUGUGGGCUUCCCAUAGACACCUGCUUGCCUGCUGUGAGAAUAAGAUUCUGGACUAAAUGGGCCUUUGGUCUGAUCCAGCAAGACUCUUCUUAUGUUCUUAUGAGACGCCCCCAUUUCAAAGCAACUGUGGAAUGGCACGCUCCUUUCCUACCUCUCUGGUGGUGCUCAGCUGAACGCCUCCACUUUGAGGAGUGCCUUUGCUCACUUCUCUUGAAGGAUUUCCAUCCAGGAUGUGGGACUAGAUGGCCCUUUGCUCUGAUGCAGCAGGACAAGACUUAUGUCCUUAACCUGCAGACUAGGAAAUAAAACAGCAGAGAUUUUUCAGCAUCCUAAGCUCUGCCUCCAAGUUGUUUACUGUAACAAGUACGUACACAGCCCUGGUUCUGAAAUGAACUGGCCUCAAGCUGCUGCUGCUCAAAGCUUUAGGUUGGACUAGCAGACCUUUUUUUGCUCGUGUUUUCCCUACACCUGGCAAAAGAUUUGAAAGAAGCAAUAUUCUUGAUGAUGGCAGGUGAAAGCCGAGAAGCACAGCAGAAACCUAGGAAAGCUCCAGGAAUGCUCGCGCACCGUCAAUGAAAUGGCUGCCAAUGUCGUGGCUUCCACAAAGUCAGGCCAAGAGCAGGUUGAAGACAAAGGUGAGCUGCUGGGGUCUGGGCAUGGCAGUGGAGCUGGGCGUGGAGGUGGGAAACGCAGCGUGAAAUGGCAGACUUGCGUUCUUGAAAAUGCCUUUUUAAAGGCUUUCUGGUGCUUGCAAAAUUAUGAGAAGGAAAGUGUGACAUGAGGAGAACAGGGCUAAUAUGAAAGGCCAACAGAGUUACAGUGGAACCUCAGGUUACAUAUGCUUCAGGUUACAUAUGCUUCAGGUUACAGACUCUGCUAACCCAGAAAUAGUGCUCCAGGUUAAGAACUUUGCUUCAGGAUGAGAACAGAAAUUGUGCUCCGGCGGUGCAUCAGCAGCAGGAGGCCCCAUUAGCUAAAGUAGUGCUUCAGGUUAAGAACAGUUUCAGGUUAAAUACGGACCUCCGGAAUGAAUGAAGUACUUAACCUGAGAUACCACUGUAUUUAUUUAUUAUUUAUUACUAUUACCCAUACUCAGGGUGGUGUACAUGCUGCUCCUCAUUUAUCCACACAACAACUCUGUGGGGUAGGUUGGGCUGAGCAACUGACUAUCCUGGGCCCAUUCAGGCCGCAGUCUUAAAAUGCAAUUACCAGGAAGUAAGGCACCAUUGAGACUCACUUCUGAGGAAAUACAGUGGUAUCUCUGGUUAAGAACUUAAUUCGUUCCGGAGGUCUGUUCUUAACCUGAAACUGUUCUUAAGCUGAAGCACCACUUUAGCUAAUGGGGCCUCCCGCUGCUGCCGCGCCGUUGCGCAAUUUCUGUUCUCAUCCUGAAGCAAAGUUCUGAACCCGAGGUACUAUUUCUGGCUUAGCAGAGUCUGCAACCUGAAGCGUCUGUAACCCGAGGUACCACUGUAGUGGCAGGGAAGCACAAGUGGGGAGGGGGCUGUUGCUUUCAGGUUCUGCCUGCAGGCUUCCUAUAGGUAUCUGGAUGAUCUCUGUAAGAGGAGGGUCUCUCUGGAGUGAAACCAGUGCUUUAAUCACUGAACUGGACUGACUCCACGGGCAGUUAAUAGGGCCUUUGUUUUUUGUUACGUUAUGUUACACAGCACACUGUGUGAUAAACACUGGAAUUUGGUUCCACAAAAUGUGGGGCUGGCCACCAACCCAGGUAGCUUUGAGAGGGGAUUAGACAGUUCCAUGAAGGAGGAGGCAGCUAGCCAUAGAGACUAGUCAUGCUGGCUCUCUGGGGCUGGCCUUGUGCCUCUGAGUUCCUGGGGAACACGGGUGGGGGAGGGUGACUGCGCUCCUGCCCUGCUUGUGGUCUUCCCCUCUAGAGACAUCUGGCUGGCCUCUGGUGUGGCCCAUCAUGUCUUCUGUGGUUCUCAAUAAGAAACUACUAAGCUGUUAAUGAGAGAGGAGUUAUUUUGCAUAUUAAAAACCCCUGCCUAGCCUUUUUAUAGCUGUGAAGUUUUAUGCUUGGUGCCAUGUGCAACUUCCAGGGAGAUGUGGGCAGAACUUCAUUGAACAGCCUCGUGUAUUGGACUAGAUGUGUUGGGGGCAAAUAUGUUCUAUUGAAGAGCAAGAGGCUUUUCUAAAAGGUGCAAUAGCACAGACGGCUUUCCCCAAAUGCUGUUAUUGCUCAAAAUGGUGAAGGUUUCCAGUCUUUCCUGCUACAUACUAAGUUGCUCAACACUCCUACUGAAGCAAGAACACACUGGUGAGGGGCUGGGUUUAGGGUAGCAGAAAGUGGCAACUUUUCAGUUUUAAAAAAUGCCCCCCACCUCCCUGCUGAAAACAUAUGUAGUUUCUACAACAAACUUGCUUUUCUCUUCCUUUCAGAGACCAUGGACUUCUCUGGAAUGUCCUUAAUCAAACUUAAGAUGGAGGAAAUGGAGACACAGGUGCUGUUUGGGUUCUUUGGAAAAACAGGGGAAGUGUUGAAAAGAUUCCUGGGGAAGUAUAAAAUAGAAGCUGGGUUCAUCGUUCCCAAAGUGACUCUCACACAAGAGCCAACUGCCCCUUGAGCAUCUGAGGGAUGAGAUGUCGUCAAUGGGACAUCUUUAAAUAGGCCAUGCAGACUGGGGUUUCAUACUGGUGUUAUGUAAGCCAUGAUUUGUUUGCUGAAGAGCAAGUUGAAAGCAAGCCUUAAUAAGAAUGGGCAGUUGCUGCCUCCUCCCACCGUAUUUAAGGCUACAGAGGUUGAGCCUGACUCUCCUUGCCCAGUAGCCCUUCUUUGGAUCUGUCUGUCUACUCUAAUCCUUACCUUUUCCCACAACAGUGGCUUGAUUUCAGCAUGUCAGUUACAGCUGGCAGAGCUUGGAAACACAACUAGCCUUUCAGAUGCUGGUGUCCUCCAGCUGUUUUGCACUACAACUCCCAUCGGCCCCAACCAGCAUGGCUGUGGGUGAUGAGAGUUUCGCAUGGUCCAAACCAGUUGAACAAGCUGAGCAAGGGGUGGACUCUGUGAAUGUUUUAGUAACACAUAACAGCCAAGGGUUUGAAUAUCACAGGGCAGACAACAGAGCAUGGAGAAGCAGAGGUAAAUGAGAACAGCGUGUCUUCGUUCAGCUACACAUACCGUAUUUUUCCAUGUGUAAGACUAGUUUCCCCCCCUAAAAAAUAAUGUCAAAAAUAAGGGGCGUUUUAUACAUGGGGGCAUCCUAUACAUGGGAAAAUACGGUACUUGGUCCCCAGACCCUAUUCUCCAAGCCUAAGCAGUUGUGCCAAGACAAGGCAGUUGAGAAAAUGAGGUGUGGGACACGUGUGGGGCUGCGUGGAUGCAAUUCCAGGCAUAAGGAGGAGAAAAGACAGCAGUGGGAGACCUUUUGGCCACCUGGGAGUAGAGAUGCCAAGUUAGAAAUAUUCCCGCACUCUGGUCCAUGGGAGUAGAUCUAUGGAUAACAUGUGGACUAAGCAAGAGUGACUAUGUUCAACAGCUGCAUAAGAAGUGGGGUGUCUCUGAUAUUUCUCACUCCCCAUAGCUCAACAGAGAAUGUUGCUUGUUGCAGGUGAAAGUGCUGGAGUUGGAAAAGACCCUGGAGAAUGAGAGGCUUCGUCUUGGUGAGCUGAGAAGGCAGCAUUAUGCCUUGGCUGGUAUUGACUAUGAGAGCGCAGAGGGGGGGAAACCAACAGUUGCCCGCAAGCCAGGCAGCUUAAAGAAGCCUCCGGUUGCUCAGAAGCCUGUCCAGUCCCUGAAGCCAGCCUGUGAGGUACGGUAUACUCUCAGCCGCAGAACAAGGGGUGUGCAUGGUUGCAGAAAGCAACAGCCUUUUCACAGCAGUCAGGCCCAGAAAACAUUAUGAGGCUAGCAAGCUUAUGUGAUUCAUUCAUUACCAGGAUAAGUGCAUGUUUGUCACGGUUGUACGGGAUUCACGUAGGGAAGCCAAAUCGAGUUUUCCCCUCUGAGGAAUCCUCUGGAGACUCUGCUUGCCACAAAAAAUGGUGAUUCCCAGGCAGUGGGCAUAAUACUGUGGAGGGUGCAGAAGAGCACUGCAGUGGCUAAAGGGAGACUGAGGAACAUGCUGGGGCACGUAAUAGUGUCUGUAGAAUGGCAACCAAUGCUGCAGUAGUAGAUUAAAACAAAUCAGCAAUACAGGAAAGCAUUUCUUCACACAUCUAGUCUGUGCAAUCUGCUGCCCCAAGAUAACUGCCAUUUGCUGAAUGAGAAAACACAGCCGUUCACAAGCUGCGGCAAGGGUGGGCAACUUGUGGCUCUCCAGGUGCUGCUGGACUGCAGCUCUCACCAUCCCUGGCCACUGGUCAUGUGGGCUGGGAGACCAAAAGCCUCUGGAGGACCACCACAGGUUCCUCAUGCCCUUGGGCUUUAUGUCUCCAUGCUUAGAGGCAACAGAGAAACAUCAGAAGGCUGUGAACCUCCUGGGGUGGAAGAUGCAAGAUGCUGGACUUUGGGAAUAAUCCUCUGGGCUACUCUUACUGAAAGGGUCACAAGCUAGAGGGAGCUUCUUCGUUUUCAUUUAUAGUACACCAUCCAGGAUACAGGACACCCUUUCCAGCCCCUAUCACUCCUGCCCUUUGGAUCGUUGGAGGGCAUCAGCUUGAGGGCAGGCAACAACUGUUUCCCAUUAACUGAUACAUCCCUAACUUGAUUGGACACAAGAUUUUGCCUUAAAAGCAUCCCCUCUAGUCUCAAGCACAUAGAACUGACAUGCAUCAUCCAAAAACAGUGUGUGUCUUAAAACAGCUGCCACAAAUAGAUUGAUUAAAUCUCAUUGCAUUAAAAUUUCUUUUAGUUGGGUAGUAACAAUCCAUAUCUUAUCAUUUUCUGUACCUGGUCCAGGAGGAUGGUGUGUUCCAGGCACAUGUUGUCAACUUCUAAGGUGUAAAUGGCAAACGACUCAACCUGGAAAGGAAGAGAACAGCAGCAGGAGCAGAGCAAAGGGCAUGUGGGAUUCAGCUUCUAGCCAGCUUGAUUCUUCUUCCUGCUGCCCGGAGGGGUUCAGGCACUGUGCCUUGCCUGCUGUUUUCCUGCAGGCUCCAAGCAACAGAUUUCUGGGCGGAAGACUCAAAGACUGUUUGCCUUUCCACAGAGAGGGGGCUGCUCUGGAAGGCCCUGAACUAUAGACAUUCCAACAUUUAAAAAUGUCUGUGUUUUAAACAGAUACAGAUUGGAUAAAUCCUCAGUUGCCUUGUGUCUGGCAUUGCCUUUACACUGAAAACUUACUUCCUUGACCAAGAAAGAAGCAAAGGUAUCUUUGAAUUGUAUAGCUUGACCUGAUCUGUAGUAUUAGAACGACUGCUUUCUUAAAGCAACAGUAGGCUGCCUGUUACCUAUGUGGAACACAGAUCCUAAAUGGGAAGAAAGGGGAGGGUGAGGGGAGAAAGUUUACUUUGUGGAUAUCAGUUAUUUAUAAGCAAUAGGAAUCUUGUGCUGUUUCGAGUAAACGUUGGUGUACCUAUCACUGUACUACAGGAGCCUUUUUAAAGAAAUGUGAUCCCCCCCUCCCCUUUUUAAGUAGGCUGUUUGGAUUUCUUUGUAGUGUUUAUGCUACAGGCUGAAAAAUGUUUCCCCCAGGAUGAAAACUCUGAAAAGGAUAACAAUCUUUUUAGACUGUCAGUUUUUGUAUACGUAUUAAAAAGGAAUAGGAUUUAUUUACUGUACAGAAAGGUUUGACAACUUCUAGAAGCACUGCAAGCAGAGAAAAAGUCUACACUGGUUUAAGGUUAUAAAAUUCCAAUUUAGGAAUAAAAUGUAAAAAACGACAACCACCCAACUCCUAUCACAAUUAUUGAUGGAAACAGUUGUAGAGUUUGACAUUUAAUAGGGGUGGUGGUGGGGAGCAGGAGGAUUUGCAACUUAUAGGAAAGCUAAGGGGGUGGGAAAUGAACCAAAUGCUAAAUUUUAAUAGGACUAUUUAGCUUAUUAAAAUGGAUUAAUUGCCUGAAACCUUGUUCAGUGUUCUGUUUUCCUGAUAUUUUUCUAGAUCAUAUUUUUACAACUAUUACUUAGUACCACCUCCUUGAAGCUGGCUGGCUUCAACAUGUGGGCGUCUUCUCUACCAAGUUGUCCAGCUUGGCUUCUCCAUUUAAGCCAUUAAUGAUAUUGCUGAGCAGGUACUUUACAACUGCCAAGUUCAGUCCUUCAGGCCGACUCUAUAUAAAGGUAGCUUCACUGGGACAUUGUUCUUGCCAAGUGUAUCUAGUAGAAUUGUAGCCAGAGCAAGAUUUCUGCUAUUGGAACUGAACCAUGGCCAUUAUUUUUGGUGCUUGUUGUACCUGCAAAUUGCAAAGGACUUUAGUACCACAAAAUAAUUAUCCUCUCCUUUGGAGUGUUUCUACUAGCAAAAACAAUGACAUUUUAAGCAAAUAGCUGGAAGUCUGCCUUGAUUUGUUUACACUUUGUGGUAUUCUUGUACAUAAGCAAUAAAAUAAGACAAGUGGUGUGUUAGGAUACUGAAAUUGCUGUGUGAAUGUCUGAGAAAACAAAUGGGUUAUUUCUUGCCUUGACGUUCCAACAGUGGUAGCUGUCAAAAUUAAGUGGUGCAGUAUUCUUUUACAAAGUCAAACCAGCCUCAGCACAGAAGCAGUUAUCUGCAUAGUUAACAUAUUUCAAGGUAAUAUAUUUCCCUUUUGACGGUUAACUAGGUGGCUCAGUCACUUUUUUCCAUCUUUGUCAAUGGGAGAGGAAAGCAAAGUGGCAAAGUGGUACUUUACUGAGCAGCAAUCGCACAAUGUACACUCAUGGGGAAAAGAAAGUACACCCUCUUUGAAUUCUCUGGUUUUACAUAUCAAGGUGUUGCACUGGCCCAGUUGAAGUCCAGACCUCAACUCAAAUGAAAUGCUGUGGCAGGACCUUAAGAAACCUGUGCAUAAACAAAUGCCAACAUUGUAAAGAAGAGUGGGCCAAAAUUACUCCACAAUGAUGUGGGAGAUUGAUAAGUCAUACAGAAAAAGAUUAGUUCAAGUUAUUGCUGCUAAAGGUGGUUCUACAAGCUACUGAAUCCUUAGGUGUACUCAGUUUUUCACACAUGGCUUCUCCACUUUGGCUUUAUUUCUGUUAAAUAAAUCAUGGAACAGUGUAAUGUGUCAUGUGUUGUUGUUCAUCUGACAUUGUAUUUACUUAACAAUAAUUUGUUCCUUAGCAGGUUUUAAUAUUAUGUCCUCAUAUAUAAACCCACAGAAUUCAAAAAGGGUGUACCCCCCCCACGACUGUAAGAGUUGAAAAAGGUAAUUUUGAGAAGACACACACCCAUAAGCCAGUGACACAUUUGUACAAAAUCUAGCAUUUUUUUAUUCGGUAAUCACUGCAAUCUUGAAAUUGUUAACAGCCAAUUCUACAAGAAAAACAAACGGCUUUCAACACUGAAGCUCGUUUUGAAACCACAUCCUCAUCAGUUGUAUAGCACAAAGGAAACUUUUACAGACUUGUUACAUUAGGAACAGUCCUACUUCCAGAAGUGAGAUUCUGCUAGAGGCUUAGUUAAAAGUAUCCAGUAGCUUCUCUGGGGGUUAGAGGCAACACGCUGCAUGUCUUCCUAAGACUAGUUUACCCUGGGAUAAGUGUCAAGCAGCCUGCCCCUGAGGCACAAGCGACAGGAUGAUGCCUCAGAAUACAGCCUACUACAGAGGAUUACCAAAUUGCCAGCAUCUGACACACCUGCUUCUUUAUUGGACUUAAAUACACUGCCAGCCUCCCUUAGUAAAACUAGUUACCUAUCCUAAGUUUGACUCUUCUUACGUACUAACCCCACCCCACCUCUUCUGCAUUCUGCUGCUACCACUGGAUGUAUGAAGCUAAUCCAGCAAAAUCCACUUAUACUUUCCCCACAAUAUAUACAAUUACGAAAUAGGCAUGGUCUAAUGUCAAGCAAGUACACUGUGAAAUUCCCUUUCACAGCAGACAUCCCUCCAUGUGUAUACUCUUAUAGAAAGGGCAAUUAAGACAGUUGUGUAUAAAAAAAGUGGCUCUCCCCUCUCCAAAACACACACACACAACCCUGCCAAGGGAGUAUGGCUUUCUUCACCUCACAAUAGUGUAUGUUCAAUGGGUGUUUUUUUUUUUUUUAAAAAAAACAUCACUAGCUGCACAAUACAGGUAUAAUGAACAAAAACACAUUUGCAAUUUUUUAUAUAAAGGUCAGCAAAAGAGUAAUAUCUGAAAUGGAACACUAAAACAGUUUAUAUUCUAACGCUAUUUAAACUUCUGAGCUUCAACUGCUUUUGUUUAUUAAAAAAACUUGUAAAGUUUUCAGGUAACAUUUGCCACUUGCAGGCAUCUGAAGUCAUAUGUUGAAGUGUUUUGAAGAAGGUUAUGACCAGGCGGCUCCUAAAUCUUUUGCCACUACUGGAAUCAAGUCUACUCCAUAAAGGGGGAAUGCUUGCUCAACACAUGUUCACAAGUGGCCUUCAGAUCAAGAAGCCCCACCCACGGUGGAGUGCCUCCCAUUCAAAUGCCAUUCUCACCUUUGUUACCCCACAACUGGUUGCUGGUGGCCAAGCCCCACAUGUAAUACUUCCUUCUGUAUGAAUGCAGAAUAGAAGGAAGUGGGGUGCAGGAUCAGGGUGCAAGCAGCAGGUAUUGGUGGGGAAGAAAUCAUUCAUCCGUUUGCAUCUGACUCCUUUGGUUUCAUCUCCACCCAGGUCCCACUUAAUCAGAAGAAAUGUCCAACAGUGUUCUCUCGUAAGAAGCGUUGCAUUCAUAGGACCUCACAGGACAGCUUGCUUUCUGUGCUCAUCCCCCAACAUUUUGCUGAACAUUUGGACUUCCACCAUGCAAGAGGGAACAAAAGGUCUUGCCCUCCUUCAUGCAGUUACAAACAUUUGAAAGUAUGUCUUGCACAAUUAACAACUGCAUUUCCUGCUAUCACCAUUUUGAACACAAUGACAUCUAACAAGUGCUCCGCUGUAGCACCAGCCAAGCGAUAACCCCUAAGCCACAACUGCAACACCUUCCUCCCCCUGCAGAGCCCCAGGUGGCUGUUGCCUGCAUCCUCCUUUAACUGCCACAUCUGAGACAAACAGAAGUUCUUCUGGCAGGCUUGAUUUACCAGCCUACUGGAUCAGCCCUCCCCACCUUUUCCUUGAUUACAGCAGUUUAGUAACAACGGCUACCAACCACAUAUUUACACUUCUCACCACAAGCAAAUUGCAGAUACUGCCUUGUGUUUACUUUCAAAAUCCUGCAUCAUAAAAAGAAACCCUCAGAAAGGAGCCCUUAGAAAAAGACAAUUGAAUGGCCACUGAAUUGAGAGAUAUGCAGGUAUCUUUUAUCAGCAAGUCACAAACAGUGAUCCUAAGGCACACAUCAGCCAUGAUGCACUGCUGCUGGAUACAAAGAGAGCCCACUUUUGUUGCUGGUAGUGCGGUUGUCUUCUCCAUGAGGAAACCCUGAACAGUCCAGCAAUUGCAAAAUACAUUGUUGCUGCUUUAAAAGGCAAAAUUUCUUUAAAAACUAGUAUUGGGCUUUGGGGUUCUUUCUUGAUAGGGACAAUCACUGUCUAAAAACACUUUAGAAAGUAUAUAAAUAUGUUUUGUGAAAUUUGUAAGUGGGCUUGCGACCGCCUCUGUUGCACACAAAG